AGGGUACUGUCCUCAUAGUUAACUUGCAUUCCAUGCUGUUGAACAAGAUACUUCAUACCGUUGGUAGGCUCCUAGAUGUUAUUGCAUAUGACUAUGCCCACGUUCAGAUGGUAAACAUGCUAAUGCAGGAUCUGCUCAGAUAGAUCAGCUCUUCUAUUGAUAACCUGGUUAUGGAUAGAAUCCCCUUCUAUCUGUUCCCUCUUGACAAUCCUACAGUCAGCCACUGUAGGGACGGUACAGCUCCUACAAGUGCACCUAGCUUACAGUUUAGGCAGUGCAAUUCAAAUCCAUGCCGACCCAAAGGUGAGGGAGAUCGGUUUUCUUAUGAUUGAUAACAAGAAUAUCUACAGGCUCAAGUCUGUCCUCAACGUAUGUUUUUGGCAAAAUGAUAUACAUGUAAAGUUCCACAGCCCUCCUAUGGUUGCUUACCUAGAGAGUAAUCCUGACUUGUAUGUGACCCCAAACCUGCCUAUAUGUAGCCCCACGAAAGAUGUUCACUACCUGUGUCCCGGUAAACCCUUAAUCCGAGACAAUGCAGAACGUCUUUGCGGCAUUAAGCCAUUAUCUGAGGAUGAACGUUGUCAAGCUGCGGCAUCCGUUAAGGAUGACGUAACUGUCACAUGGAUUGAGAUAGCCUGCGACUUGUGGCUUGUUAGUACCCCUGCCGAUCACGUCAUAGUCACCUAUGACAGCGAUGACACUGUUACUAAACUGCCACUCCUAAAUCAAACUUUUUUCAUUAGUUCCAGAGGGAGCUAUAGUACAACUGGCGGAUGUCGCAUUGUACCACUUAGACUCAGAUAGACAUGAUACCGCCGUUGAAAUUCAUGAUGCUUUUGCUGGACUGUCAUGCCCUGACAUUGAGAGUUGGGUUGGUCAGGUGGGAAAUCUAGUUUAUAUAUUUCUAUGUUGGCCGGGUGUGGUUCCCAAUCAGAGGCAGCUGUUGGUCGUUGUCUCUGAUUGGGAUCAUACUUAGGCAGCCAUGUUGCCUACCUUAGUUGUGGGAUCUUGUUUCUGUUUGGCGUGUUUGAUGUUUAGUCUCUUGAACUUCCCGUUCUGUUGGAUUUUUUUUAUUUGGUCAGUGUUAUUAAAAUAAACGACUAUGUACGCAUACCACGCUGCACCUUGGUCCGAUCCUUUACACAACGGACGUGACAGAAGAUCCCACCACCAACGGACCAAGCAGCGUGGCCAGGAGGUGCAGACAUGCUGGACACAGGUGGGGAAAACAUUCUGGACAUGGGAGGAGAUAUUGGCCGGUAAGAGACCCUGGGCGAAGGAAGAAGCCCAGGCAGAAGAGAAAAAACGGCGACUCAAAAGGCCCCGAUCGCAAGAAAGCCAUAGAGGCAGCCCCAAGAAAACACGGGGUGGUUGGCGGAGCAGCAGGAGGCCCUGGAAGGGCUGAUUGUGGAGAGGGAGAUAGCGAUAGAAGAAGCCGCUAUGAUAGAUGCCCUCCAAGACCUGCAGCUCAGUACUCUGAGAGAGGAGACCACCGCCUUAUGGGAGCUGUUAGUUAAGAGGGAGCAGGAGCUCUCCCUUCAGAAGGAGGCGCUGCAGGAGGCCCACAGGGAGAAGGAGUCAGUGGAUGCACGGAGAGAGGAGCUGGCCAGGCAACAGGAGGAGCUGAGAGAGGAGUUAAACCUCCAACAGCAGAGAGCUCGGUCCUUAGAGCAGAGGCUUGCGGAGCCAGGUUUAGCAGAGCCAACUCCCCGCACUCGCUUUGAGGAGCGUGUGACCGUGCAGGCACCAGGCUAUGCACCGGCUUUAAGCACUGUGCCGCCAGUGCGCCUUCACAGACCGGUACGGGCCGUGCCUGCUCCUCGCACCAAACCAGUGGUGCGUGUCUCCAGCCCGGUGCGCCCCAUACCUGCUCCUCGCACCAAUCCAGUGGUGCGUGUCUCCAGCCUGGUAAGGCCCGUACCUGCUCCUCGCACUAAUCCAGUAGUGCGUGUCCCAGCCUGGUAAGGCCUGUACCUGCUCCUCGUACCAAACCAGUGGUGCGUGUCUCCAGUCCGGUACGGCCCGUACCUGCUCCUCGCAUCAAACCAGUGGUGCGUGUCUCCAGCCCGGUGCGCCCCGUACCUGCUCCUCGCACCAAACCAGUGGUGCGUGUCUCCACUCAACUUAUGAUAGCCAGAGGAAUAACCACUUUUAUUAUUUUUUUUUUUUUUAUGUGGAGUUAGGGGAGGGGGGGGGGGGGGUAGAAGGAUUACUUUAUACUAUUCCAGGUAUUCCUUAAAGAGGUAGGGUUUCAAGUGUCUCCGGAAGGUGGUCAGUGACUCCGCUGUCCUGGUGUCGUGGGGGAGCUUGUUCCACCAUUGGGGUGCCAGAGCAGCAAAUAGCUUUGACUGGGCUGAGCGGGAACUGUGCUUCCGUAGAGGUAGGGGAGCUAGCAGGCCAGAGGUGGAUGAACGUAGUGCCCUCGUUUGGGUGUAGGGUCUGAUCAGAGCCUGAAGGUAAGGAGGUGCCGUUCCCCUCACAGCUCCGUAGGCAAGCACCAUGGUCUUGUAAUAGAUGCGAGCCUCAACUGGAAGCCAGUGGAGUGUGCGGAGGAGCGGGGUGACAUGAGAGAACUUGGGAAGGUCGAACACCAGACGGGCUGCAGCGUUCUGGAUAAGUUGUAGGGGUUUAAUGGCACAGGCAGGGAGCCCAGCCAACAGCGAGUUACAGUAAUCCAGACGGGAGAUGACAAGUGCCUGGAUUAGGACCUGUGCCACUUUCUGUGUAAGGUAGGGUCGUACUCUGCGAAUGUUGUAGAGCAUGAACCUGCAGGAUCGGGUCACCGCUUUGAUGUUAGCGGAGAACGACAGGGUGUUGUCCAGGGUCACGCCAACGUUCUUUGCACUCUGGGAGGAGGACACAAUGGAGUUGUCAACUGUGAUGGCGAGAUCAUGGAGCGGGCAGUCCUUCCCCGGGAGGAAGAGCAGCUCCGUCUUGCCGAGGUUCAGCUUGAGGUGGUGAUCCGACAUCCACACUGAUAUGUCUGCCAGACAUGCAGAGAUGCGAUUCGCCACCUGGUUAUCAGAAGGGGGAAAGGAGAAAAUUAUUUGUGUGUCGUCUGCGUAGCAAUGAUAGGAGAGACCAUGUGAGGAUAUGACAGAGUCAAGUGACUUGGUGUAUAGAGAGAAUAGGAGAGGGCCUAGAACUGAGCCCUGGGGGACACCAGUGGUGAGAGCACGUGGAGCGGAGACAGAUUCUCGCCACGCCAACUGGUAGGAGCGACCUGUCAGGUAGGACGCAAUCCAAGAGUGAGCAGCGCCGGAGAUGCCCAACUCGGAGAGGGUGGAGAGGAGGAUCUGAUGGUUCACAGUAUCAAAGGCAGCGGAUAGGUCUAGAAGGAUAAGAGCAGAGGAGAGAGAGUUAGCUUUAGCAGUGCGGAGAGCCUCCGUGACACAGAGAAGAGCAGUCUCAGUUGAAUGACCAGUCUUGAAACCUGACUGGUUUGGAUAAAGAAGGUAAUUCUGAGAGAGAUAGCAGGAGAGUUGGCUAGAGACGGCACGCUCAAGAGUUUUGGAGAAAGUUCCUUUCCUGAGGAUGGCUCACCCCUCACAGUUCUGGGUGACUUUAACCUCCCUACGUCUACCUUUGACUCAUUUCUCUCUGCCUCCUUCUUUCCACUCCUCUCCUCUUUUGACCUCACCCUUUCACCGUCCCCCUCUACUCACAAGCAGGCAAUACGCUUGACCUCAUCUUUACUAGAUGCUGUUCUUCUACUAAUCUCACUGCAACUCCCCUCCAUGUCUCCGACCACUACAUUGUGUCCUUUUCUCUCUCGCUCUCCUCCAACACUACUCACUCUGCCCCUACUCAGAUGGUAAUGCGCCGUCGCAACCUUCGCUCUCUCUCUCCCGCUACUCUCUCCUCUUCCAUCCUAUCAUCUCUUCCCUCUGCUCAAUCCUUCUCCCUCCAAUCUCCUGAUUCUGCCUCCUCAACCCUCCUCUCCUCCCUUUCUGCAUCCUUUGACUCUCUAUGUCCCCUAUCCUCCCGGCCGGCUCGGUCCUCCACUCCUGCUCCGUGGCUUGACGACUCAUUGCGAGCUCACAGAACAGGGCUCUGUGCAGCCGAGCGGAAAUGGAGGACAACUAGACUCCCUGCGGACCUGGCAUCUUUUCACUCCCUCCUCUCUACAUUUUAUUCCUCUGUUUCUGCUGCUAAAGCCACUUUCUACCACUCUAAAUUCCAAGCAUCUGCCUCUAACCCUAGGAAGCUCUUUGCCACCUCCUCCCUGCUGAAUCCUCCUCCCCCCGCCCCCCCCCUCCUCCCUUUCUGUGGAUGACUUCGUCAAUCAUUUUGAAAAGAAGGUUGACGACAUCCGAUCCUCGUUUGUUAAGUCAAAUGACACUGCUGGUCCUGCUCACACUGCCCUACCUUAUGCUUUGACUUCUUUCUCCCCUCUCUCUCCAGAUGAAAUCUUGCGACUUGUGACGGACGGCCGCCCAACAACCUGCCCACUUGACCCUAUCCCCUCCUCUCUUCUCCAGACCAUCUCCGGUGACCUUCUCCCUUACCUCACCUCGCUCAUCAACUCAUCGUUGACCGCUGGCUAUGUCCCUUCCGUCUUCAAGAGAGCAAGAGUUGCACCCCUUCUCAAAAAACCUAAACUCGAUCCCUCCGAUGUCAACUACAGACCAGUAUCCCUUCUUUCUUUUCUCUCCAAAACUCUUGAGCGUGCCGUCUUUAGCCAACUCUCUUGCUAUCUCUCUCAGAAUUACCUUCUUGAUCCAAACCAGUCAGGUUUCAAGACUGGUCAUUCAACUGAGACUGCUCUUCUCUGUGUCACAGAGGCUCUCCGCACUGCUAAAGCUAACUCUCUCUCCUCUGCUCUUGUCCUUCUAGACCUGUCUGCUGCCUUUGAUACUGUGAACCAUCUGAUCCUCCUCUCCACCCUCUCCGAGUUGGGCAUCUCCGGCGCGGCUCACUCUUGGAUUGCGUCCUACCUGACAGGUCGCUCCUAACAAGUGGCGUGGCGAGAAUCUGUCUCCGCACCACGUGCUCUCACCACUGGUGUCCCCCAGGACUCAGUUCUAGGCCCUCUCCUAUUCUCGCUAUAAACCAAGUCAUUUGGCUCUGUCAUAUCCUCACAUGGACUCUCCUAUCAUUGCUACGCAGACGACACACAACUAAUCUUCUCGUUUCCCCCUUCUGAUAACCAGGUGGCGAAUCGCAUCUCUGCAUGUCUGGCAGACAUAUCAGUGUGGAUGACGGAUCACCACCUCAAGCUGAAACUCGGCAAGACGGAGCUGCUCUUCCUCCCGGGGAAGGACUGCCCGUUCCAUGAUCUUGCCAUCACGGUUGACAACUCCGUUGUGUCCUCCUCCCAGAGUGCGAAGACCCUUGGCGUGACCCUGGACAACACCCUGUCGUUCUCCGCUAACAUCAAGGCGGUGACCCAAUCCUGUAGGUUCAUGCUCUACAACAUUCGGAGAGUACGACCCUGCCUUACACAGGAAGCGGAACAGGUCCUAAUCCAGGCACUUGUCAUCUCCCAUCUGGAUUACUGCAACUCGCUGUUGGCUGGGCUCCCUGCCUGUGCCAUUAAACCCCUACAACUCAUCCAGAAUGCUGCAGCCCGUCUGGUGUUCAACCUUCCCAAGUUCUCUCACGUCACCCCGCUCCUCCGCACACUCCACUGGCUUCCAGUUGAAGCUCGCAUCUGCUACAAGACCACGGUGCUUGCCUACGGAGCUGUGAGGGGAACGGCACCUCCUUACCUUCAGGCUCUGAUCAGUCCCUACACCCAGUAAACUCAUGGCCUAAAACCUAAACCCCAAACAUCAAGCAAUGCAGAUGUAGAAGCACGGUGGCUAGGAAAAACUCCCUAGAAAGGCAGAAACCUAGGAAAAAACCUAGAGAGGAACCAGGCUCUGAGGGUGGUCAGUCCCCUUCUGGCUGUGCCGGGUGGAGAUUAUAACAGUACAUGGCCAUUAAGGCCAGAUUUUUCUCCAAGAUAUUCAAACCUUCGUAGAUGACCAGCAGGGUCAAAUAAUAAUCACAGUGGUUGUAGAGGUUGCAACAGGUCCAGAAGGUGAGGUCAGUACAGGUGCAUCAAAGCUGGGACCGAGAGAAUGAAAAACAGCUUCUAUCUCAAGGCCAUCAGACUGUUAAAUAGCCAUCACUAGCACAUUAGAGGCUGCUGCUGCCUAUUGAAAUCACUGGCCAUUUUAAGAAAUCGAACACUAGUCACUUUAAUAAUGUUUACAUAUCUUGCAUUACUCAUCUCAUAUGUAUAUACUGUAUUCUAUAAUAUUCUACUGUAUCUUAGUCCAUGCCGAUCUGUCAUUGCUCAUCCAUAUAUGUAUAUAUUCUUAAUUCCAUUCCUUACUUAGAUUUGUGUGUAUUGGGUAUAUGUUGUGAAAUUGUUAGAUAUUACUUGUUAGAUAUUACUGCACUGUCGGAGAUAGAAGCACAAGCAUUUCGCUACACCCGCAAAAACAUCUGCUAAACACGUGUAUGUGACAAAUAAAAUUGUAUUUUAUUUGAACAGGUCAGUUCAUCAGGAGUAAAUGUAACUUGGCUUCUCAUAGAGGUUGAAAAAGCAGGUGCGGUAGAGAGAGAGAGAGUUGAAAACAGCAGGUCUGGGACAAGGUAGCACGUCCGGUGAACAGGUCAGGGUUCCAAAGCCGCAGGCAGAAGAGUGGAAACUGGAGCAGCUGCACGACCAGGUGGACUGGGGACAGCAAGGAGUCAUCAGGCCAGGAAGUCCUGAGGCAUGGUCCUAGUGCUCAGGUCCUCCGGGAGGGGAGGGAGAGAGGGAGAGAGAGAGAUAAUUAGAGGGAGCAUACUUAAAUUCACACAGGACACCGGAUAAGACAGGAGAAUAACACCAGAUAUAACAGACUGACCCUAGCUCCCCGGCACAUAGACUAUUGCAGCAUAGAUACUGGAGGCUGAGACAGGGGGGGGGUCGGGAGACACUGUGGCCCCGUCCGACGAUACCCCCGGACAGGGCCAACCAGCCAGGAUAUAACCAGGUAUGACUGAACCGUGAAACCUUCCGACUGAAGCCUUGCUCCCCUCAACCCCUAUCGAGGAUCCCAACAGGCCAGGGAGAGUAGGAUGUUGUGCUCUCUGUCCCAAGAUGUCAUGUAGGAUUCAACGGCUUGAGCCAUCGACCUACUGGCAAUCAUGGGGAAUUAAGGGAUUUCGCGCUGACGAAAGACCAGGCCAAUACGCAACGCAGACCGUACGCAAUACACAUCUACUCGCCCAUCGGCAUGACAACGGUAGAGAUGAAAAGAUGUGAUACAACACAGCCACUCUUUUCCCUCUUUCUCAACACACUCCGGAUUAAAAGAGGACACUCCAGAGGGCCAUUAAAUGGCAGAACAUCCACUUCAAACAUUCUAUCCAGGACAAGAUGGAACCAUAACAACAGGGACCCGCCAAAUGGCUCGCCCUGCUCUAAACGGACAGAAUCCAGACCAUUCAUAUGGAAUCAGGAGAAGAUUAUUGUUAACACCAAAAACCUUGCUUUUUGGGAGAAAUCAUUACAUAAGGUUCUAGGCAGGGAGACAAGAAGUGUACUGAUGUAUGCUAUGAUCAUUGUGUGCUGUAGAAAUGUUAAAUUAUAUUGUGUAUUCACCCAAUUGUGAAUUAAUUAUCUCUAUUUCAAGGAGAACAUGUAAUGUUUUGUAUCAUUACGUAGGGAACAUUAUGCCCUGAACAAUGACCCACCUUUCCUGGUUGUACAAAGGAUUUAUCCAUCAAUAACGGAAACAAUAUUAAAUUCCCUAAGGACAGGGACUCUUCUCCCUGGGGCUGGGUGCACCUCCGGCUAAGAGAGACCACGGAACGUUUCAGCCAAUCAGGCAAGGGGCCUCAGCACCUAGCCCCGCCCUCACUGUCCAUUCAAACUGAACCAUAAAAGCUUAGCACCAAUAAUAGCCCCGCCGAACGAAAUCCUUCUGCUCAGACUUCAGCGUAGUUGGUAACUGGAACGCUCCCUUGCUUAUUGACCCCCCCCCCCCCACCCCGAUCUCAAUGAGUGAAGGCCAAACACCAUUAUUGGAAUUUCAAUGAUUGUCCUCUGCUCUAGCUUCAAUCUUAGUGGGACAAGACACCAAUCCAGAACUGAUUGAACAAGGACUUUCUCCCUUUUUUGCAUAGAAAGGAAGUUUGGGAAUCUGACCAGAGAUUGAGCUACAAAUUCCACGUAUGCACAUUAAUUCAAUGUGGCCUCCUUUAAUCCCUACUUGGUGUGAGUGUGUAAAACUGUGUGUACCUCAAUACUGCUUAGGAUAUCUCUCGUAAAUUCCCUGCUUUGUCUCGUUUAGAACCAUCAUUAAAUAAUUGCUUGUCCUAUCCUUGUGAGUUAAAAUAAACCCUCCUCUCCUUUCCCACUUGCUAACUACUUCAUCAUUGCUUAUCAUUUUGCCAUAAUCUGUCACUCAUUCAUUUAUCCUGUGUAAUGUAGUAUUAUCUUGCUUUUAUAAUAAAUCUUAAUUUUAUAAAAUAGUAUCACUGUCGCUGAGAUUCAAACCCAUUGAAUAACAGAUUCACUACAUGGAACAACAGAUAGUCCCCCCAAAAAAUCUGAAGGAAGUUUGUUAUGAAGUGUCUGUCCAAAUCUCUCAGAUAUAGGACAGACACUUCAUAACAAACUUCCUUAUGAUUUUUUUUGGGACUAUCUGUUGUUCCAUGUAGUGAAUCGGUUAUUCAAUGGGUUUGAAUCUCAGAGACAGUGAUACUAUUUUUUUAUCCCCUUAUUUUAGGCACUAAACUAUCUCCAUAUAUACAGUUGAAGUAGGAAGUUUACAUAUACCUUAGCCAAAUACAUUUAAACUCCGUUUUUCACAAUUCCUGACAUAUAAUCCUAGUAAACAUUCCCUGUCUUAGGUCAGUUAGGAUCACCACCUUAUUUUAAGAAUGUGAAAUGUCAGAUUAAUAAUAGAGAGAAUGAUUUAUUUCAGCUUCUAUUUCUUUCAUCACAUUCCCAGUGGGUCGGAAGUUUACAUACACUCAAUUAGUAUCUGGUAGCAUUGCCUUUAAAUUGUUUAACUUGGGUCAAACAUUUCGGGUAGCCUUCCACAAGCUUCCCACAAUAAGUUGGGUGAAUUUUGGCCCAUUCCUCCUGACAGAGCUGGUGUAACUGAGUCAGGUUUGUAGGCCUCCUUGCUCGCACACGCUUUAUAAGUUCUGCUCACAAAUGUUCUGUGGAUUGUGGUCAGGGCUUUGUGAUAGCCACUCCAAUACCUUGACUUUGUUGUCUUUAAGCCAUUUUGCCACAACUUUUGCGACCAAGCUUUAACUUCCUGACUGAUGUCUUGAGAUGUUGCUUCAAUAUAUCCACAUAAUUUUCCUUCCUCAUGAUGCCAUCUAUUUUGUGAAGUGCACCAGUCCCUCCUGCAGCAAAGCACCCCCACAGCAUGAUGCUGCCACCCCCGUGCUUCACGGUUGGGAUGGUUUUCUUCGGCUUGCAAGCAACCCCCUUUUUCCUCCAAACAUAACGAUCGAUGGUCAUUAUGGCCAAACAGUUCUAUUUUUGUUUCAUCAGACCAGAGGACAUUUCUUUAAAAAGUACGAUCUUUGUCCCCAUGUGCAGUUGCAAACCGUAGUCUGGCUUUUUUUAUGGCGGUUUUGGAGCAGUGGCUUCUUCCUUGCUGAGCGGCCUUUCAGGUUAUGUCGACAUAGGACUCGUCUUACUGUGGAUAUAGAUAUGUUUGUACCUGUUUCCUCCAGCAUCUUCACAAGGUCCUUUUCUGUUGUUCUGGGAUUGAUUUGCACUUUUCGCACCAAAGUACGUUCAUCUCUAGGAGACAGAACGCGUCUCCUUCCUGAGCAGUAUGACGGCUGCGUCGACCCAUGGUGUUUUUACUUGCGUACUAUUGUUUGUACAGAUGAACGUGGUACCUUCAGGCGUUUGGAAAUUGCUCCCAAGGAUGAACCAGACAUGUGGACGUCUACCAUGUUUUUUCUGAGGUCUUGGCUGAUUUCUUUUGAUUUUCCCAUUAUGUCAAGCAAAGAGGCACUGAGUUUGAAGGUAGGCCUUGAAAUACAUCCACAGGUACACCUCCAAUUGACUCAAAGCUUCUAAAGCCAUGACAUCAUUUCUGAAAAUGUCCAAGCUGUUUAAAGGCACAGUCAACUUAGUGUAUGUAAACUUCUGACCCACUGGAAUUGUGAUACAGUGAAUUAUAAAUGAAAUAAUCUGUCUGUAAAGAAUUGUUGGAAAAAUUACUUGUGUCAUGCACAAAGUAGAUGUCCUAACUGUCUUGCCAAAACUAUAGUUUGUUAACAAGAAAUGUGUGGAGUGGUUUUAAUGACUCCAACCUAACUGUAUGUAAACUUCUGACUUCAACUGUACUUCCAUUCAUUUUUUAAACUGUUACCGGGACCUUCAGAUGAGUCUUGUGAGGCUCGUGGAACAGUAUCACGUUCAUGAGAGGCUCCGCUUUCAAUAGAGUGGUCAUACUACUUUGUAGGCCAAACCCGGACCUGAAUUUUGAGAUGUCUCAUGGUCUGACAAAGAUUGCUCUAGCUUGGCCACCUUUCACCGGAGAUUUGGAAGGGCGAUAUCGGCGGAUGCGGUAGAUGAGAUUUAGCCCCCCCAAAAAAUCUCUACUUACAGAUUUUGAUUAGGAUUUAAAAAAUGUUUUUAUUAGAUUUCUGCAGGGGCGCAACCAUUGUAGGCCAAGGGUUAAUUAGAUAUUAUCAUAAUGUUAGGCUACUCCCUUAUGACAUGUUUGACCAACAGGGUUUGAAUGGUGUGUGUGUGUGUGUGUGUGUGUGUGUGUGUUUGUGUGUGUGUGUGUGCGUGAAUGCAAGUGCGUGCAAGGCAAUCGCAUGCGUCGUGUGUGUGUGUGUGUCUCCUGGAGGUUUACAGCAUGCUAAAGGCCUGACAUGAACCAGAGUUGUACAAUAGUAGUAGGAUAUUAUUUUCAUGUACAAUGUGUUGUUUAGUGAGUUAAUAAAAAAAGAGUCUAUUGACACACCCCUGUGUCAAUCUAAGUAACAUAAUUUAAAAAAUCCCCAUCUUCUCAGUCCACCGCAUUCGCCUAUGUCAGCCUUCCACAUCUGCAGUGGAAAGUAGCCAAGCUACAGCUAUGGUUGUCAGACCAUGAGACAACCCGAAAAUCUGUCUUCUCACGAAAACGUCUGUAGCUUCCGAACGGUUUGGGCUACACACUAAUAUACCACUCUAUGGAAAUAUGAGAUUCUCACAAACACGAUGUUGUUCUCCGUUUUGCUCUACUACCCCCACAAGUGUCACGGGACCUGUCUGAAGGUAACCUGGUACCGGUUUAAAAAAUGGAAGUAUGGAUGUCAUUUUGUGUCAACAAAUUUGUCUUAUGUCGCCUAGAUAUAGGACAGACACAAAACCUUAUUCCUUAUAAUACAUUUUUGGACUGUCUGUUUUGCCAUUUAUGCCUGUGUUAUUCAAUGCGUUUCUAUGGGCUAAAGUAAAGGCCAAAUUCAAUAUUUUUGAUAUAUACCUACAGGGGUCCUACAUUUCUAAAUCAAAUAACUAAAUGAUCCAUGGUAUGACUAUCUUAAAACAAUUCUGUAUGUUAGCUUAGUAGAACCCACUAUAUCCCAUGUCAUGGCAAGGGAAACUGUUUGAGAAUUGUUGUGUGUGUGUGUGUGUGUGUGUGUACUUAUGCGUGUGUGUGCUUUCGGAAAGUUAACACCUCUGGAAUGCCCCCUGCAGAGCCUGGACUUCAGGGUUGGACGUGUGUUUAUUGGAGCGUUUUGGCAGGAAGAGCCGGCCAGAAUAACGGAACAAAACUGGAAUGUGGAAUGUAGGGAAUAUCCCGAGUCAAAGACAAGGCAUUUUGGGGGGUUUUGGGGAGGAAAGCAAAGGGCAGAUGUGUUCAAGCUGUGUUUUCCAUCAGUUAAAUGACACAAAUGCCAACUUUGUAGUAAGGUACCUACCCCCUAUGAGUCGUUAGGAGAACCCUGGAACAUCACAAAAUGGUCAGGACGUUGUGUCAUGGUCCCCUGGAGGUUUUGUCUAGUUCCUGGUUGGUCCCAGAGACAUCACCUUAUGGUCACAAAGAAACGUCCCCCCACCCCAAUUUCAUUACACAUUACCUCUUGCAACUGUUGCCAAGCCCAUCAAGGCCCUGAUUGGUGAACCACUGAGCCAUUAAAUUGUUUUAACCUUUAUUUUAACAGGGAAGACAUUCCCAGCUCUUUGUCUUUUGACAAUGCUAGGGAAAUAGUUUUUUUUACAUAUUUGAGACACAUUGACAAACAUGAUUACAGUCUUUACCUGGGAUUUGAACUCACAACCUCUUGGUUCACAGCAUUCCGACUGUCACGUCUCCUCCCGUUGCUCCCCUCCGGUGCUCUGAUUCGCCGGUCUACUGAGCCACCACCUCUGCAACACAGGAAUGGAAACCUAACGCACCCUAAUCACCUCCAGCGCACCUGCAUCUCAUCACCACCCCUUUAUAGCCCUGGACUGUUCAGUCAUUGUUGUGUGUAAUUGUUAGUGUCGUGUCGUUUACUCGCUCCUUGUUAUUCUCUUUCUCAUUGUUAAGUAAACCUUUACCUUGUUGAUUCCUGCGUCUGCGUCCUGCCUCUUCGUAUCCUCAGUACUCGUCACACCGACCUUCCUGCUACGCCACCGUGUCUAUAUCAAUGACUGAUUUCACCUGUAGGCCCAUUCCUACACUUUGCACUUCAAGGAAAAUAUCAGCUCUGUUAAAUACACUUAAGAAAAACAGAACAAUAUGCCCCACUAACAUUAAACAACUAUACUGAAAACCCAAACUCAUGUUGCUGAAAUAAGUAAAUGCAAUCAAUAAAAGAAGAGUCAGAUUAACUAAAAUUGCAGUGCAGAUGGCACUAUUUUGCUAAGCGCAGAUAUGUUUUAUACCUAAUGAAUGUGUAAGGGACUUUUGAAAUUCUACAGACAGAUCAGCAUUCCCCUAAAUCCAGAGGUUGUUCAAAUCCCAGUUGGGGUCAUAUUAAAAAGACAGUACUAAGUGAUCAUGUCAGAUGUAAUCAUAUUGUCAUUGAUUUAUGGGGCGGCAGGUAGCUUAGUGGUUAAGAGCGUUGUGCCAGUAACCGAAAGGUCGCUGGUUCUAAUCCCCAAGCCGACUAAGUUAAAAAUCUGUCGAUGUGCCCUUGAGCAAGGCACUUAACCUUAAUUGCUCUUGUAAGUCGCUCUGGAUAAGAGCGUCUGCUAAAUGACUAAAAUGAUUUAAGUUUUUACACUAAUUUAGCUGAACAGCGUAAAACUUACCUUAAAACCCCCAUUCCAUUUAGUUACUUUACUUAUAAUGGUUUGGGAUACAUGGGACCAUCACGUGACAAAAACCUCCAGGGGACCAUGACACAAUGUCCUACAAACGUUUUCGGGGCAAACUGGGAACAAGAAAAAAACCAGGGGACCAUGAAACAACUUCCCAAGAACGUCCUAAAAAUUGUGAUGGUUCCCUUGGGACCAUCACAAACCGGGAACUAGACAAAGCCUCCAAGGGGCCAUGACUCAACGUCCCAAGAACAUCCUAAAAACGUCCUCUGGAAAACUGGGAACUAGAAAAAGGUCCCUCAGAGAACAUUCCCUUGCGACCAUCACACAACAUCCUAAGGACUAGUAAAAUGAAAGUCCUGAUAACAUCUUAAAAAGGUCCUAGACAAAGGUCCUGUAGAGGAUUCUUUGCACAGUUCUGAUAUUCUCUCAUUCUUAAACAAACCUUAAGCUUUAGAAAAUGACACAGACGACUUCUGAGUAUAUACAGUCCCUUGCAAAAGUAUUCACCCCCCCUAGGCUUCUUUCCUAUUUUGUUGUCUUACAACCUGUAAUUUAAAUGGAUUUUUAUAUGGACCCCAUCAGUGUGGAUGUUGGAUCACCACCUCAAGCUGAACCUCGGCAAGACAGAGCUGCUCUUCCUCCCUUGGAAGGACUGCCCGCUCCAUGAUCUCGCCAUCAUGGUGGACAACUCCAUUGUGUCCUCCUCCCAGAGUGCAAAGAACCUUGGACAACACCCUGUUGUUCUCCGCUAACAUCAAAGCGGUGACCCGAUCCUGCAGGUUCAUGCUCUACAACAUUCGCAGAGUACGACCCUCCCUUACACUUGUCAUCUCCCAUCUGGAUUACUGCAACUCGCUGUUGGCUGGGCUCCCUGCCUGUGCCAUUAAACCCCUACAACUUAUCCAGAAUGCUGCAGCCCGUCUGGUGUUCAACCUUCCCAAGUUCUCUCAUGUAACCCCGCUCCUCCGCACACUCCACUGGCUUCCAGUUGAGGCUCGCAUCUACUACAAGACCAUGGUGCUUGCCUACGGAGCUCUGUGGGGAACGGCACCUUCUUACCUUCAGGCUCUGAUCAGACCAUACACCCAAACAAGGGCAGUACGUUCAUCCACCUCUGGACUGCUAGCCCCCCUACCUCUACGGAAGCACAGUUCCCGCUCAGCCCAGUCAAAGCUAUUCGCUGCUCUGGCACCCCAAUGGUGGAACAAGCUCCCCUACGAUGCCAGGACAGCGGAUUCACUGACCCCUUCCGGAGACACUUGAAACACUACCACUUUAAGGAAUAUCUGGACUAGUAUAAAAGUAAUCCUUCUAUCCCCCCCACUCCCCCACCCCCCCCAUAAAAAAAAGUGGUUGUCCCACUGGCUAUCAUAAGUUGAAUGCACCAAUUUGUAAGUCGCUCUGGAUAAGAGCAUCUGCUAAAUGACGUAAAUGUAAAUGUAAUGGACAUACACAAAAUAGUCCAAAUUGGUGAAGUGGAAUGAAAAAAAUUACUUAUUUCAAGAACUUAAAAAAAUAAAUAAAAAGGAAAAGUGGUGCGUGCAUAUGUAUCCACCCCCUUUGCUAUGAAGCCCCUAAAUAAGAACUGGUGCAACCAAUUACCUUCAGAAGUCACAUAAUUAGUUAAAGUCCACCUUGUGUGCAAUUAAGUGUCACAUGAUCUCAGUAUAUAUACACGUGUUCUGAAAGGCCCCAGAGUCUGCAACACCACUAAGCAAGGGGCACCACCAAGCAAGCGGCACCAUGAAGACCAAUGAGAUCUCCAAACAGGUCAAGGACAAAGUUGUGGAGAAGUACAGAUCAGGGUUGGGUUAUAAAAAAAAACUUUGAACAUCCCACGGAGCACCAGUGAAUCCAUUAUACAUUUUUUUUGAAAGAAUAUGGCACCACAACAAACCUGCCAAGAGAGGGCCGCCCACCAAAACUCACGGGCCAGGCAAGGAGGGCAUUAAUCAGAGAGGCAACAAAGAGACCAAAGAUAACUCUGAAGGAGCUGCAAAGCUCCACAGCGGAGAUUGGAGAAUCUGUCCAUAGAACCACUUUAAGCCGUACACUCCACAGAGCUGGGCUUUACGGAAGAGUGGCCAGAAAAAAGCCAUUGCUUAAAGAAAGAAAUAAGCAAACACGUUUGGUGUAUGCCAAAAGGCAAUGUUUGGCGCAAAACCAAAACCUCUUGUCACCCCGAGAACACCAUCCCCACAGUGAAGCAUGGUGGUGGCAGCAUCAUGCCGUGGGGAUGUUUUUCAUCGGCAGAGACUGGGAAACUGGUCAGAAUUGAAGGAAUGAUGGAUGGCGCUAAAUACAGGGAAAUUCUUGAGGGAAACCUGUUUCAGUCUUCCAGAGAUUUGAGACUGGGACAGAGGUUCACCUUCCAGCAGGACAAUGACCCUAAGCAUAAUGCUAAUGCAACACUCGAGUGGUUUAAGGGGAAACAUUUAAAUGUCUUGGAAUGGCCUAGUCAAAGCCCAGACCUCAAUCCAAUUGAGAAUCUGUGGUAUGACUUAAAGAUUGCUGUACACCAGCAGAACCCAUCCAACUUAAGGGAUGUAGCUCAGUUGGUAGAGCAUGGCGUUUGCAACGCCAGGGUUGUGGGUUCGAUUCCCACGGGGGGCCAGUAUGAAAAAUAAAAUAAAAAUAAUGUAUGCACUCACUAACUGUAAGUCGCUCUGGAUAAGAGCGUCUGCUAAAUGACAAAAAAUGUAAAUGUAAAUGUAAAACUUGAAGGAGCUGGAGCAGUUUUGCCUUGAAGAAGGGGGGGGGGGGUAUUUGUAUUUGUUUUUAUUAUGGAUCCCCAUUAGUCCGGCCGCCCCUGCUCUGCCAAGGCAGCAGCUACUCUUCCUGGGGUCCUGCAAAAUUAAGGCAGUUAUAUAUUUUAAACAUUACAAUACAUUCACAACAGAUUUCACAACAUAUUAAGUGCGUGCCCUUAGUAUUGAUUGCUCUGUGAUGUACUACUCUGACCUGGCGUACCUUCAAGUCAGCAGCGUGAGUUUCGCCUCCUCAGUCUUUUUUGAUUCUACUGAGGAGAGGUAUCGUUCACAUGUACGCAAAUGUAAAUAUGGUAAACAAGUCCAAACUUCAUGUACAUUUGAUAGAAUGUAUUCCAACAUUGUUGUGUUGCUAGCGAACCUUUUGUGACAAAAUAUUAUUCUGUUGAAAGAGUUCUACCGAGUGGUGCAAUGUUAGGCUAGCUAGCUACAGUACAUGCUAGCAGGCUGUCUGUAGCUUCCCUCAUGCAGACACUCGAUCACUUUACUUUUCCAUACGUUAGGUGUGCCCUGUGUGCAGCAUUGAGAAGCUCACCAUUAAUUUCAUUGCAUUUAUUUAAUCCAAUCCUGGUAUGUUGGUCUACAGUUAUAUUGUUAUGUCUACUGCAUUAAUAUGUGGCUAGUUUGUCACUAUUUAUAGUAUAGAAGGUGGUCUUUUGAAUGUAGAGCUUUUAUCUGAACUAUUUUAUUUUUCUACAUAUUGUAAGACUAUUAUUACUUUUGAGUAAUGGUACUACGUCAAUUAAAUAUUUGUAUCCAUUGAAUUAUCCAUUGAACGUACAGUAUCUCAGUCUGUUUUGAUUCUACUGAGGAGAGAUGUGCACUGUGUGCAGCAUUACUUUCAUUGCAUUUAUUUAAUCCUAUUCAGAUAAAUAAAAGACCAGAAACCAGCAACUAAUGUCCAGAGUCCUGUUCCGACACCAACACAACAAAACACAAUGCAGAAAAGUAGCCAGACUGGCUACUCUAGGUGUCACACCCUAAUCUGUUUCACCUGUCUUUGUGAUUGUCUCCACCCCCCUCCAGGUGUCGCCCAUCUUCCCCAUUAUCCCCAUUGUAUUUAUACCUUUGUUCUUUGUUUGUUUUGUUUUGUCAAGCCUACCAGCGUUUUUCCCCUUGCUCCUGUCUUUCUCAAGUUCCUGUUUUCUAGUUUUCCCAGUUUUGACCAUUCUGCCUGCCCUGACCCUGAGCCUGCCUGCCGUUCUGUACCUUUUGGACUCUGAUCUGGAUUACUGACCUCUGCCUGCCCUUGACCUGUCGUUUGCCUGCCCCAUGUUUUUGGAAUAAACUUCUGUUACUUCGACACUGUCUGCAUCUGGUCUUCUCCUGAAACGCGGUAGUAUGAACUGGCCAUGACUGACCCAGCAGACUCGGACCAGCUCCGCAACGACAUCUCCUCCCAAGGAGCCACCAUUGGAAGGCACGAGGAGUUUCUUCGUGGUCUCAUGGAAGGGUUCCAUACCUUGGCCGAACGCCAUGACCGAGCGUUUAACAGAUUGCUGGAGCAAUUCUGCGGGUUGUAUGUUAGGCAGCCUACCACGAGGGUAACCUCCCAGCCCCUCAGUAACCCGGCUGUUAGCAGCGCAGCCUCCCCAGCCACCCCGGUUUCCCGAGAACCCUGCUUACCUCCCUCGGAACGCUUCGCUGGAGAGUCGGGAACCUGCCGGGCAUUUCUCACUCAGUGUUCGCUCACCAUCAAGCUGCAGCCCUCCUCCUUCCCCUCGGACUGCUCUAAGAUAGCGUACCUCAUCACGCUGAUGUCCGGGAGGGCUCUCGCCUGGGCUACAGCAGUGUGGGAACAACAGUCGACCGUAUGCUUCAGUCUGGAGGUGUUCAUGCAGGAGUUAAAGAAGGUUUUCGAUGCUCCAUUGUCCGGGAGAGAGGCUUCCCGGAAGUUACUCCAGCUUCGGCAAGAAUCCCGCAGUGUGGCAGACUAUGCAGUGGAUUUCCACACGUUGGCAGCUGAGUGUGCCUGGAUCCCGGAAGCGCUGUUCGACACGUUCCUGCAUGGAGUAUCGGAGGAAGUAAAGGACGAGCUUGCAGACCGGGAACUACCAAUGGAUCUCGACUCGCUCAUCGCCUUGACCAUUCGGAUCGAUGGGCGACUACGGAAACUAAGGAAGGAGAGGAAGGAUUCCACCUCGCCUCCAAGGCAAUCUGGAAGUCCCCGACGGCUCCGUUGCCGAGAGAACCCGAGGCUACCCAAGUUCUCUCGAGAGUCUCCGAAGUCUGCAGAUCCACCUCUUCCCGAGCCGAUGCAACUAGGCAGAGCUAGGCUGUCUCCAGCCAAACGACAAUACAGGCUUCACACAAAGAGUUGCCUGUAUUGCGGGACUACUGGUCAUUUUGUGUCCACCUGUCCACUAAAAGCAGGCUCACCGGUAGGUGCGAGUACUCUGAUGGGCCAUACGGAUAACUUUUCCUCUCCCCUUACUCGCACUCCUUUUCAUGCCAUCUUGCUGUGGGGGAACCAGUCGAAAUCUCUCUGGGUACUCAUCGACUCUGGGGCCGAUGAGAGCUUUAUGGACACUACCCUGGCGUCCGAGCUGGGCAUCCCCACUCAACCCCUCUCCAUUCCCAUGGACGUUAGAGCGCUGGACGGGCGCUCUAUAGGCCGGGUCACCCACAAUACCACCCCCAUCAACCUACAAGUAUCAGGGAACCACAGCGAGACGAUCAAAUUCCUGCUAAUUAAGUCUCCUCAGGUUCCCUUGGUAUUGGGUUUCUCUUGGCUCCAGCGUCAUUGACUGGUCUACUGGUGCCAUCAUGGGCUGGAGCCCGUUCUGACACACUCAUUGCCUGAAGUCAGCACAGCCUGAGAUGGCCCAGCUCGUGGUGCAGCACGUCUUCCGGAUCCAUGGACUGCCAGUGAACAUGGCCUCGGACCGGGAUCCUCAGUUAUCAUCCCGGUUCUGGAAGGCGUUCUGCACACUCAUUGGGUCGUCGGCCAGCCUGUCCUCCGAUUUCCACCUUCAGUCCAACGGCCAGUCGGAGCGAGCCAAUCAAGACCUGGAGACAACUCUGUGCUGCCUGGUCUCCGCCAACCCUACCACCUGGAGCCAGCAACUAGUGUGGGUCGAAUACACCCGCAACACCCUUCCCUGCUCUGCCACGGGUCUUUUGCCCUUUGAAUGUUCCCUGGGUUAUCAGCUCAGAGGAAGAGGUCGGCAUACCCUCGGCCCAGAUAUAUUGGCCGCUGCUGUCAUCGUACCUGGAGGAGAGCCCGGUUGGCUCUUCUGAAGACCACCUCCAGGUAUCGAUGACAAGCGGACCGCCACCGGACCCCGGCUCCCUAGUAUCUUCGCGGGAAGAAGGUAUGGCUGUCCACCCAAGAUCUGCCCCUCCGGGUGGAGUCCCGGAAACUUUACCCCCGUCACUUUCCCAAUCUCCAAGUUCAUUAGCCCCUCUGCUUUUCAUCUUCUGUUGCCCCGUACCCUCCAUAUACAUCCCACUUUUCAUGUGUCUAGGAUCAAACCCAUGUCUCACAGCCCUUUGUUUCCUGUUUCCAGGCCCACCCCUCUCUCCCGUCUCAUCAACGUCCAACCGGCGUACAAGGUGAGUUGUCUCCUGAAGGUUCAACCCCGGGGCAGGGGAUUCCAGUACCUGGUUGACUGGGAGGGUUAUGGCCCAGAGGAGAGGUGCUGGGUCCCCACUAGGGACAUCCUGGACCCAGGCCUCAUUGCUGAGUUUCAACCCUGGCACCCCGGUCAACCAGGUAUGCGCCCAGGUAGGAUGUCAGGUGGCCAGUUCGUUUUGUUUCGUCAAGCCUACCAGCGUUUUUCCGCUUGCUCCUGUCUUUCUCAAGUUCCUGUUUUCUAGUUUUCCCGGUUUUGACAACUCUACCUGCCCUGACCCUGAGACUGCCUGCCGUUCUGUACCUUUUGGACUCUGAUCUGGAUUACUGACCUCUGCCUGCCCUUGAUCUGUCGUUUGCCUGCCCCCUGUUUUUGUAAUAAACUUUUUUACUUCGACACUGUCUGCAUCUGGGUCUUCUCCUGAAACGUGAUACUAGGUAGUCCUGUAUUGCCACAAUAUUCCAGUGUAUCGGCACCACAAAGAAAAAUCCUGCUCUUUAUGGUACAAGCAUGAAACUUGGGAAACGUGGUACAUACUAGACACCAUCAUCACCAUCGUCAUCACCUAUCAUUUUCACUCGGAGAGAGCCUGAAAUCUAGGUAAUUAUGUACCAGUCCCAGUUGUGUAGUUUUCUAAAACAAACUGGUCACUAAGUGAUCCUUAGAAAAUGUUGCUUAUCAAAUAUUAGAGAAGGUGAAAAUCAUAUUCACAUAAACAACUGAAAAUAUACAUGCUUAUCAAUUCCUAAACCAAAGGAGUGGAAGACAUUCUGCAAAACCUCUCACAAACCAAAUGAUUAAUUCAUUGAAAUGUUAGGUGGUUCAUCUCCUUCUCCCUCCACUUGCCAGCUGAUGUGAUGUCGGUGGUAGUGUGUUUGUGUGCUUAUGUGUUUGAGUCUUUCACUCUGUGUUUGUAUGUAUGUAUGCGUGUGUGUGAGAACAUUAAGUGUUGGUGCUUUCUCUCCAGGCGGUGUGCAUUAGGCCGAAUGCCACGCACCUUUGCCCACCACUCUCCUCCCACACCAUAGCGCCUGUACACAGAGGGCACAACACAAGCCCUAGCUGCAACCAGUCUGAUAAAGGCGAAUCUCAUUGAUGUUUGAGCUUGCUAGCUGUAGAGAGGCGUGAGGACCAGUGACGAGACAUCUCUGACAAUGCCUCUGUGUUAACUGUGUUAGCCUUGGAGUUAGCAUUGGGUUAGAAUUACUAAUGUAGUGCUGAAUUGUAAUGGGAGAGCAUGGAGUGCAGACUAUGGCUAUGUUAUUCAUGUUUUUGUGGUUCUAGUGUUCUCUCUCUUUCUCUCUCUCUCUCUCCCCUCGCUCUCUCUCUCUCUUUGUGUGUGUUUGUUCUGAUGCAUACUUAUUUUCCUUACUAUCAAAAGAACAGUUGUCUAACUCAAAACAGUUAUCUGCUGUUCAAGUGCCUUCAACCGAGAAAACCAUGUGCUUCCUUCAACUGAGAAAACCAUGUGCAGUUAAAAAAGUCAGGGACCCGAUUUGGAAUACAUUUCUGAAACAUGUUUAGAAUGUGUACCUUAACUUUCAACUUUAUACUCAUCCCCCCUCACCAAAUGAUAAAUCGUUGAUCUGUUUUUUGUGUCACACCAUAAUUAUUUUUUACCUGAAUACAAAUUUGAAUCAUCAACAGACCUGUAUCCACCUCACCCCACACAGCACUGCACAUUUCUUUACACCACAGACGGAAAAUUAAACAAAUGCCACUGUAAUACUGUACCUGCUUUCCACAAACAUUCCACCAGCUUUGUUUGACUUUUUUGUCAUCUUGAACAAGCUGUCGAACAGUACUGUAUGUGUAUUAUCUGGAUCAAGUGGCUUUAGAGGGAGGGGGAGAGGGGCUGCUCCCCACAUUCUCCCUCUGUUUCCCUCUCUCUUUCAAUGUGUACCCCUCUCUCUUUCUUUCUCAGCCCCCCACCUCUCUCUCUUUAUGUUCAGUCUCCCUCCCUCCUCCUCUUCCCUGAAAUGGCCAUGAGAGAGAGAGAGGUUACAUUCUUCCAAAUCCACAGGGGGAUCAAUAAGGAACAUCUGGGACAGACAGGGCGCCUUUUGUUUAGAGAGAGAGAGAGAGAGAGAUAGAUCCUGGCGCGACUAGCUCUUAGGAAACUUAGCAGUAUUUUUUUUAUUUGUAUGUAUUAUAUUUUAGAUUAUUAGCUCAGAAAGUGUUUUGCAUCAUUACAUACAGCCGGGAAAAACUAUUGGAUAUCAGAGCGGCGGUAACUCACCAGCAUUACGACCAGGAAUACGACUUUCCCGAAGCAGAUCUUUGUUUGCUCUCCCCAGGGCAACUGAACUGAUUCCAGUGGCUGACCCAAAACAUCACCGGCGGAGGAGAGGCACUCGGAGCACACCACCCACCGCUUCCAAGUAUUCUACUCGCUAAUGUUCAGUCUUUGGUUAACAAGGUCGACGAACUACGGGCAAGGAUUUCUUUCCAGAGAGACAUGAAGGCCUGUAACAUACUCUGUUUCAGGGAAACAUGGCUCUCUUGGGAUAUUCUGUCGGAAUCGGUCCAGCCAGUGCAGACAGGAAUAAAUACAGUGGGGAGAACAAGUAUUUGAUACACUGCCGAUUUUGCAGGUUUUCCUACUUACAAAGCAUGUAGAGGUCUGUCAUUUUUAUCAUAGGUACACUUCAACUGUGAGAGACAGAAUCUAAAACAAAAAUACAGAAAAUCACAUUGUAUGAUUUUUAAGUAAUUAAUUUGCAUUUUAUUGCAUGACAUAAGUAUUUGAUCACCUACCAACCAGUAAGAAUUCCGGCUCUCAUAGACCUGUUCGUUUUUCUGUAAGAAGCCCUCCUCUUCUCCACUCAUUAACUGUAUUAACUGCACCUGUUUGAACCAGUUACCUGUAUAAAAGACACCUGUCCACACACUCAAUCAAACAGACUCCAAACUCUCCACAAUGGCCAAGACCAGAGAUCUGUGUAAGGACAUCAGGGAUAAAAUUAUAGACCUGCACAAGGCUGGGAUGGGCUACAGGACAAUAGGCAAGCAGCUUGGUGAGAAGGCAACAACUGUUGGCGCAAUUAUUAGAAAAUGGAAGAAGUUCAAGAUGACGGUCAAUCACCCUCGGUCUAGGGCUCCAUGCAAGAUCACACCUCGUGGGGCAUCAAUGAUCAUGAGGAAGGUGAGAGAUCAGCCCAGAACUACAUGGCAGGACCUGGUCAAUGACCUGAAGAGAGCUGGGACCACAGUCUCAAAGAAAACCAUUAGUAACACACUACGCCAUCAUGGAUUAAAAUCCUGCAGUGCACGCAAGGUCCCCCUGCUCAAGCCAGCGCAUGUCCAGGCCCGUCUGAAGUUUGCCAAUGACCAUCUGGAUGAUCCAGAGGAGGAAUGGGAGAAGGUCAUGUGGUCUGAUGAGACAAAAAUAGAGCUUUUUGGUCUAAACUCCACUCGCCGUGUUUGGAGGAAGAAGAAGGAUGAGUACAACCCCAAGAACACCAUCCCAACCAUGAAGCAUGGAGGUGGAAACAUCAUUAUUUGGGGAUGCUUUUCUGCAAAAGGGACAGGAUGACUGCACCGUAUUGAGGGGAGGAUGGAUGGGGCCAUGUAUCGCGAGAUCUUGGCCAACAACUUCCUUCCCUCAGUAAGAGCAUUGAAAAUGGGUCGUGGCUGGGUCUUCCAGCAUGACAACGACCCGAAACACACAGCCAGGGCAACUAAGGAGUGGCUCCGUAAGAAGCAUCUCAAGGUCCUGGAUUGGCCUAGCCAGUCUCCAGACCUGAACCCAAUAGAAAAUCUUUGGAGGGAGCUGAAAGUCCGUAUUGCCCAGCGACAGCCCCGAAACCUGAAGGAUCUGGACAAGGUCUGUAUGGAGAAGUGGGCCAAAAUCCCUGCUGCGGUAUGUGCAAACCUGGUCAAGACCUACAGGAAACGUAUGAUCUCUGUAAUUGCAAACAAAGGUUUCUGUACCAAAUAUUAAGUUCUGCUUUUCUGAUGUAUCAAAUACUUAUGUCAUGCAAUAAAAAGCAAAUUAAUUACUUAAAAAUCAUACAAUGUGAUUUUCUGGACAUCUGUUUUAGAUUCCGUCUAAAGUGUACCUAUGAUGAAAAUUACAGACCUCUACAUGCUUUGUAAGUAGGAAAACUUGCAAAAUCGGCAGUGUAUCAAAUACUUGUUCUCCCCACUGUAUCUCUCCGGGAAGCAGAAGGGCAGAGGUGUGUGUUUCAUGAUUAACGACUCAUGGUGUAAUUGUAGUAACAUACAGGAACUCGAGUCCUUCUGUUCACCCGACCUAGAAUAUCUCACAAUCAAAUGCAGACCGUAUUAUCUCCCAAGAUAAUUUUCUUCGGUUAUAGUCACGGCCGUGUAUAUCCCCCCUCAAGCCGAUACCACGAUGGCCCUCAAAUAACUUCACUGGACCUUAUACAAACUGGAAACCACAUAUCCUGAGGCUGCAUUUAUUGUAGCCAGGGAUUUGAACAAAGCAAAUUUGAGGACUAGGCUGCCGAAGUUCUAUCAACAUAUCGACUGUUGUAAUCACACUGCUAAAAUCCUCGACCAUUGCUAUUUGAACUUCCGGGAUGGUUAUAAGGCCCUCUCCCGCCCUCCUUUCGGCAAAUCUGACCACGACUCCAUUUUGCUCCUCCCUUCCUAUAGGCAGAAACUCAAACAGGAAGUACCUGUGCUAAGGACUAUUCAAUGCUGGUCUGACCAAUCGGAAUCCAUGCUUCAAGAUUGUUUUGAUCACGCGGACUGGGAUAUGUUCCGGGUAGCUUCCGAAAAUAAUUUAGACGUAUACGCUGAAACGGUGACUGAGUUUAUCAGGAAGUGUAUAGGUGAUGUUGUGCCCACUGUGACUAUUAAAACCUACCCUAACCAGAAACUGUGGAUAGAUGGCAGCAUUGGCGCAAAUCUGAAAGCACGAAUCACCGCAUUCAACCAUGGCAAGGUGACUGGAAAUAUGGCAGAAUUCAAACAGUAUAGCUACUCACUCCGCAGGCAAUUAAACUGGCAAAACAUCGGUAUAGAGACAAAGUGGAGUCGCAAUUCAACGGCUCAGACACGAGACGUAUGUGUCAGGGUCUACAAACUAUCACGGACUACAAAAGGAAAAUCAGCCACGUCGCCGACACCGGCGUCUUGCUUCCGGACAAGCUAAACACCUUCUUCGCCCGCUUUGAGGAUAACACAGUGCCACCGACGAGGCCCACUACCAAGGACUGUGGCCUCUCCUUCUCCGUGGCCAAUGUGAUUAAGACAUUUAAGCAUGUUAACCCCCGCAAGGCUGCCGGCCCAGACGGCAUCCCUAGCCGCGUCCUCAGAGCAUGCGCAGACCAGCUGGCUGGUGUGUUUAUGGACAUAUUAAAUCUCUCCCUUUCCCAGUCUGUUGUUCCCACAUGCUUCAAGAUGGCCACCAUUGUUCCUGUACCCAAGAAAGCAAAAGUAACUGAACUAAAUGACUAUCGCCCUGUAGCACUCACCUCUGUCAACAUGAAGUGCUUUGAGAGACUAGUCAAGGAUCAUAUCACCUCUACCUUACCUCUCACCCUAGACCCACAUCAAUUUGCUUACUGCCCCAAUAGAUCCACAGAGGAUGCAAUUGCCAUCACACUGCACACUGCCCUAUCCCAUCUGGGCAAGAGGAAUACCUAUGUAAGAAUGCUGUUCAUUGACUAUAGCUCAGCAUUCAACACCAUAGUACCCUCCAAGCUCAUCAUCAAGCUCGAGGCCCUGGGUCUGAACCCCGCCCUGUGCAACUGGGUCCUGGACUUCCUGACGGGCUGCCCCCAGGUGGUGAAGGUAGGAAACAACAUCUCCACUUCGCUGAUCCCAACACUGGGGCCCCACAAGGGUGCGUGCUCAGCCCCCUCCUGUACUCCCUGUUCACCCAUGACUGCGUGGCCAAUCACGCCUCCAACUCAAUCAUCAAGUUUGCAGAUGACACAACAGUAGUAGGCUUGAUUACCAACAAUGACGAGAUAUCCUACAGAGAGGAGGUGAGGGCUCUGGGAGUGUGGUGCCAGGAAAAUAACCUCUCACUCAACAUCAACAAAACAAAGGAGAUGAUCAUGGACUUCAGGAAACAGCAGAAGGUGCACCCCACUAUCCACAUCGACGGGACCGCAGUGGAGAAGGUGGAAAGCUUCAAGUUCCUUGGCGUACACAUCACCGACAAACUGAAAUGGUCCACCCACGCAGACAGUGUGGUGUAGUCCCCUGUAGCUCAGUUGGUAGAGUACGGCGCUUGCAACGCCAGGGUUGUGGGUUCGUUUCCCACGGGGGGCCAGUAUGAAAAUGUAUGCACUCACUAACUGUAAGUCACUCUGGAUAAGAGCGUCUGCUAAAUUACUAAAAUAAAAAUGUGAAGAAGGCGCAACAUAGCCUCUUCAACCUCAGGAGGCUGAAGAAAUUGGGCCUAGCACCUAAAACCCUCACAAACUUUUACAGAUGCACAAUUGAGAGCAUCCUGUCGGGCUGUAUCACCACCUGGGACGGCAACUGCACCACUCACAACAGCAGGGCUCUCCAGAGGGUGGUGAGGUCUGCCGAACGCAUUACCGGGGGCAAACUACCCGCCCUCCAGGACACCUACAGCACCCGAUGUCACAGGAAGGCCAAAAUUAUAAUCAAGGACAUCAACCACCCGAUCCACUGCCUGUUCACCCCGCUAUCAUCCAGAAGGCGAGGUCAGUACAGGUGCAUCAAAGCUGGGACCAAGACAAUGAAAAACAGCUUCUAUCUCAUGGCUAUCAGACUGUUAAAUAGCCAUCACUAGCACAUUAGAGGCUGCUGCUGCCUAUUGAAAUCACUGGCCACUUUAAGAAGUGGAACACUAGUCACUUUAAUAAUGUUUACAUAUCUUGCACUACUCAUCUCAUAUGUAUAUACUGCAUUAUAUUCUAUAAUAUUCUACUGUAUCUUAGUCCAUGCCGCUCUGUCAUUGCUUGUCCAUACAGUGAGGGAAAAAAGUAUUUGAUCCCCUGCUGAUUUUGUACGUUUGCCCACUGACAAAGAAAUGAUCAGUCUAUAUUUUUAAUGGUAGGUUUAUUUGAACAGUGAGAGACAGAAUAACAACAAAAAAAUCCAGAAAGGCGCAUGUCAAAAAUGUUAUAAAUUGAUUUGAAAUUGAAAUACUUAUUUUCCACCAUAAUUUGCAAAUAAAUUCAUAAAAAAUCCUACAAUGUGAUUUUCUGGAUUUUUUCCCCUCAAUUUGUCUGUCAUAGUUGACGUGUACCUAUGGUGAAAAUUACAGGCCUCUCUCAUCUUUUUAAGUGGGAGAACUUGCACAAUUGGUGGCUGACUAAAUACUUUUUCCCCCCACUGUAUACUAAAUAUAUUCACGUCACCAAAUAAUUGAUUAAAACACACUGUUUUGCAAUGAUGGUCUACAGUAGCCUCAACAGCACUCUGUAGGGUAGCACCAUAGUGUAGCCGGAGGACAGCAGCUUCCGUCCUCCUUUGGGUACAUUGACUUCAAUACAAAACCUAGGAGACUCAUGGUUCUCACCCCCUUCCAUAGACUUACACAUUAAUUAUGACAACUUCCGGAGGACGUCCUCCAACCUAUCAGAGCUCUUGCAGCAUGAACUGAUUUGUUGUCCACCCAAUCAAAGGAUAAGAUAAUUAAUCUAUUAUUGAAAGCAUACUACAGCUAGCUAGCACUGCAGCGCAUAGCAUGUGUUGAGUAGUUGACUCAAAGAGAGUGAAGACAAUAGUUUAACAGUUUUGAACAAAUUAAUUUAUUCAAAAAUGAAGGAGAAGCAAGAGAGAGAGAGAGAGAGAGAGAGAGUGAGCUAUUUCAUAAAAAAAAAAAAAAAACUUUCACUCACUCACAUUCACUUAGCUAGCAAAUGCAGCUAACUAGUUUAGCCUACUCAAACACCCGGCUCAAACAGAUGGAUGCUAUGUUAGCUAGCUGGUUAUCACUAUCCAACACAACACUGGUACUCUUCCAAAUCAAGGUAAGCUUUUGGUAUUGCUAAAUUAUUGCCACCGGGGCCCACCGGUGUAAUUGCUAAACUGCUUACACUGUACACUGUACUGCAUAAUUGUAAUGGGUUUACUAACGUGUUAGUUCUAUUAGCUAUGUUGACUAUGAUGUUACUUUAGCUAAUAUGGUGACAAUGAUGUAGGCUGUGUGUAGUGGUUAUGAUAUGGUUUGGAAAGUUUUUUUUCGCCUUGUCACAUACAGCUGAUGUGUUGUGCAUUGAAGUCCACAAGCGAAGGGAAAAGGUGAGAGGAGGAGGGCGUGUAGAUGUGAGUAGAAAUACAAUGUGGCUGCUAUGAAAGUGAACUGUGUUUACGUUUGAUCAGGGGUGUAUUCAUUCCACCGAUUCUGUUGAAAACGUUUCUUAGAUAGAAGCAAAUGGAACGAAACGGGGGAUAAACAUCCCUGAAUUUGUCCAAUAGAAACUCUCGAUUGCAACUGUUCAACUAAUGAUUACACCCUAGAUCAGCCAAAUGCAGGCAAUAGUGUGCAAUGUGGUAUUGAAUGUGUCACCAUCUGUCCAUUUGUCACAGUCUGUCACCUAAAACAUGUAUCUUGGCCUGUGUGCACCUACGUGGUAGACUUUCAUUCAUAGGCUAUGUUGUAGCAACCUCAUUAUGGGUAUAGGGAAAAUUGAAGUAUCAUGUAGUAGCCUAAACCUAUCGAUGUUACAUUGAAUUGGGUGAAUGUAAUAUGAAUGACAGUCAUCCAAUAUGCAGUAAGAGAAAUAAGGCCAUGCUCCUAAAAAAAUAAUUGUCCUCCCUCAUCUUAAACGGCACCGACCGCCACUGGAUUUCACCCAAUGGGACAAACACCCCAUUGAAAGACUGCAUGCAGAGUUCUGUAAGAUUCUCAUACAUGUCCAGAGGAAAACUACAAACAAGGCAUGCAGGACAGAAUUAGGCCAAUAUCCACUAAUAAUAAAAUAAAAUAAAAUUGUAUUGGUCACAUACACAUGAUAAAACAUGAUUGGAAACAUCUAAAAUACAGUAACCCUCUCUCAUAUCAAGAGUCCCCUCAUCCAGCUGGUCCUGGGGCUGAGUCCACAAAUCUGUCCUACACACACCUGAAACCUCAGGACCAGAACAUCCAAUCAAUCAGAAUAAACUAAAUUACAACACAGUCAAAACAAAACGACAUUACCUAUUGGGAAACACAAGCACAAAGCAAAAUGCGGUGCUAUCUGGCCCUAAAUCGACAGUACACCAUGGAAAACUAUUUGACCAUGGUUACUGAUCAAAACCUUAGAAAAACCUUGACAAAGUAUAGACUCAGUGAGCACAGCCUUGCCAUUGAGAAGGGUAGACACAGGAAAACCGGGCUCCAUGUAGAGGAAAGGCUGUGUAACCACUGCACCACAGCAGAACCCGAGACAGAGAUGCAGUUCUGUAAUCGGUGAAGGAAUCAGGUUCGACCUUCAUGUUGAUAGUAAAUUCAUUACCAAACAGGUUCCUUACAUCAAUCAAUCACAUGUAUUUCAUAAAGCCCUUUUUACUUCAACCAUUAGCAAUGGGAAGCACUGACUGUUGACAUGUAUUUUGGUGUUGAGCUAAGGAAACUCAGUGCCACUUUACGUUGUGACAAACAAAUUAUAUUUAUCUAGUAAUCCCAUAGGCAUGUUCAGUAUAACUACAGUGUAAGAGCAGUACAUGUCAAGGGCUGAUGUAAUGUGGUGUGGGAGUCAGGCGCAGGACACCGAAGCUUAGUCCAACAGACUUUACUAGUGAAACACUAGACAAAAUACAAUAAACGGCCUCAACACAAAACAGAGGCGAGCGAUUACGCAAACUGUGCGUAAACAACGAAAACAACAAACAUAGAGAAACACGCAGCACUAAUGGACAGGCGUAACAAUAACACACAAACUAACCAACACAAAGCAGGCAACUUAUAGGACACAUAAUCAGACACAAACGGACACAGGUGCAAUAGACAGACAAAACCAAUCUAACAUCGAAACAUCUAACGGUGGUAGCUAGUACUCCGGGGACGGCGAACGCCGAAGCCUGCCCGAGCAAGGAGGAGGAGCAGCCUCGGCAGAAUCCGUGACAGUACAUUUAGUUAGUACUUACAGUUCUUACAACUAUUUUACCGGUUUGCAGCUUCCAGAGCAUUUGUGCAUUGAUUCCUUCUGAUCGUUAUGGACACAAAUAUCUUACACAUUUUAUAACUUAUAAUAUCUUAUCAUCUGACAGUGUUGGUGGAGCAACAUAGUGGACUGUCACUGGGCAGUGGAUGGUUUUGAAGGGACUACAAAAUUAUUCUACUUUGAAUGACCAUAUCCAAUUGGUUGCUAUUGGUUACCCAGUGAAAUGAGUCAUGGCAACAGCGAUGGUGUGGUUUUUAGGGCCGAGAGAGUGUCACCCAUGGAGACCAAGAGUCUCUGAGAGCUCUGUCUCUCACUCUCUCAUAGCGUCCAUCAUUCAGUAAUGUUAAAAAGUACAGUAGUAGUAUACAUUGUUCUCUAUCCACAAAUGGCAUUUUAACCAUUUGCCCAUACCUGACACUAAACGUAAUCCUAACUUUAAUCCCAAUCCUUAACCUAGAGUAGAACAAAUAGGUGGACACCUGCUCGUCGAAAAUAUGGAGUUGGUCCCCCCUUUGCUGCUGCAACAGCCUCCACUCUUCUGGGAAGGCUUUCCACUAGAAUAUUGCUGAUGGGAUUUGCUUCCAUUCAGCCACAAGAGCAUUGGUGAGGUCGGGCACUGAUGUUGGGCGAUUAGCAAUAAGACAUAAGACUCCUGAACAACUAAUCAUGGCUACCCAGACUAUUUGCAUUGCCCCCCCAUACCACCCCACUCCAACCCCAUAUGUUAUGCUGCUGCUACUCUGUUUAUUAUUUAUGCAUAGUCACUUUAACUCUACCCACAUGUACAUAUGACCUCAAUUACCUCAACUAACCGGUGCCCCCGCACAUUGACUCUGUACCGGUACCCCCUGUAUAUAGCCUCCCUACUGUUAUUUUAUUUUACUCCUGCUCUUUAAUUAUUUGCUUUUAAUUUUAAUUUUUUCCUUAUCUAUUUUUUACUUAACACUUUAUUUGUAAUUUGUUUUUGUUUUUCUUAAAAUCUGCAUUGUUGUUUAAGGGCUUGUAAGUAAGCAUUUCACUGUAAGGUCUACACCUGUUGUAUUCGGCGCAUGUGGCAAAUAAAAUUUGAUUUGAUUUGACUCCAAUUCAUCCCAAAGGUGUUCGAUGGGGUUGAGGUCAGGGCUCAGCGCAGGCCAGUCAAGUUCUUCCACACCGAUCUCGACAAACCAUUUCUGUAUGGAUCUCGCUUUGUGCACUUGGGCAUUGUCAUGCUGAAACAGGAAAAGGGCCUUCCCCAAAGUGUUACCACUAAUUUGGAAGCACAGAAUCGUCUAGAAUGUCAUUGUAGGCUGUAGCGUUAAGAUUUCCCUUCACUGGAACUAAGGGGCCUAGCCCGAACCAUGAAAAACAGCACCAGACCAGUAUUACUCCUCCACCAAACUUUACAGUGGGCACUAUGUAUUGGGGCAGGUAGCAUUCUCCUGGCAUCUGCCAAACCCAGAUUCGUCCGUCAGACUGCCAGAUGGUGAAGCGGGAUUCAUCACUCCAUAGUGGUCCUCUGUAGCUCAGCUGGUAGAGCACGGCGCUUGUAACGCCAAGGUAGUGGGUUCGAUCCCCGGGACCACCCAUACACAAAAAUGUAUGCACGCAUGACUGUAAGUCGCUUUGGAUAAAAGCGUCUGCUAAAUGGCAUAUUAUAUUAUUAUUAUAGAACGUGUUUCCACUGCUCCAGAGUCCAAUGGCGGCCAGCUUUACACCACUCCAGCCGACGCUUGCCAUUGUGCAUGGUGAUCUUAGGCUUGUGUGCGGUUGCUCGGCCAUGGAAACGCAUUUUAUGAAGCUCCCGACGAACAGUUCUUCUGCUGACAUCGCUUCCAGAGGCAGUUUGGAAUUCGGUAGUGAGUGUUGCAACCGAAGCAGACGAUUUUACGCACUACAUGCUUCAGUACUCGGCGGUCCCGUUCUGUAAGCUUGUGUGGCCUACCACUUCUCGGCUGAGCCGUUGUUGCUCCUAGACAUUUCUACUUCACAAUAACAGCACUUACAGUUAAUCGGGGCAGCUCUAGCAGGGCAGAAAUUUGACAAAAUUUGACUUGUUGGAAAGGUGGAAUCCUAUGACGGUACCACGUUGAAAGUCACUGACCUCUUCAGUACGGGCCAUUCUUCUGCCAAUGUUUGUCUAUGGAGAUUGCAUGGCUGUGUGCUCGAUUUUAUACACCUGUCAGCAAUGGGUGAGGCUGAAAUAGCCAAAUCCACUCAUUUAAACAGGGUGUCCACAUACUUUCUCAAAAUCUCCACUUGUCUUUUCUGCAAUGGCCAUAUUAGUUACAAAUUACAUGGAGUUACACCAAGACCGUUUCAAUUCCAUGUUACUACGUCAAUUAUAAUUAGUCAAACGACAGACUUGGCAAAGAUUCCAUUUGCCUCAGGGAGAAAUUGCAUUAUUCUCAAUCAGUUGGGUGAGUCUAUCACAGUUCCAUCUCCAUGGAGAUAAAUGUAAUGGGGCUGUGGCUGGGCUGCAUAUGGGUAUGGAGGGGAGAGAGGGAAAAUAAAAGAGAGGAAAGAAGAGGCAGAGGGGAAGAGAGAGGAAAGGGACAGAUGGAAGGAUGAAGAGAAGAAGAGCAGGAGAGAUGGAUGGAGUGGGAGAGAGAGAGUAGUAGAGUAGGAGAGAGGGAGAGAGAUGGAGGGAGAGAGAUGGAGAGUUGGAGAGAGAGAUCGAUUGCUGGAGAGAGAGAGGGAGAGUUAAUAAGGCCAUUGACUGGCUUUACACCUCAUCUCUGUGGAAACUAAUUGGGAGAGAGCUGUAGGGCACUAAUCAGAGCACUCUGCCGGGUAGAUGUAGUACAACCAACUAUGAAGGGUAAAUCAAUGCACUACCUCUCUCUACACCUCAUUAUCUUUAUCUCUCGCGAUGUCUCUCUCUUUACCCCACUUUCUCCCUUCCUCCCUCUCUAACUCACAACACGUCUCCCUCUUUCUGUCUCUCCUCUGUCGCUCGCUCUACACCUCUCUUUCUUUCUCUCUUUCUCUACACCUCUCUCUUUCUCUCUCUCACACUACACCUCUCUUGCUCCCCCUUUCUUUUUAUCUCUCCCUAUUUCUCUGCCUGCUCUCCCUCCCUCUCUCUCUACACCUCUCUCUCUCUCUUACACAUCUCUCUCACUCUCUCUUGUUACCUUACUCCCUGACUCAUUCUUAUUUUCUAAUGAGUUGACUGAAGCUGAAGAUGCGGUUUGUGGAUGUGCGUAAAGGUAUGGACCUGUGCAGAUGUUACUGUAUAUACAAAAAUAAUAUAUGCAUGCAUUAAAGCUUGUUGAUCUCACCAAGUAGUUAUUUGGCAAACAUUAAACAUUAGACCAUAUGAAUUACUGAAAAUGUACAGUGCCUUCAGAAAGUAUUCACACCACUUGACCUUUUCCAAGUUUUGUUGUGUUACAGCCUGAAUUGAACCCAUAAGAGUCUAAACCCUCUCUAAGCUGGGGGAGGGUUCUAUUAAGCUAUAUGGAAUUGUUUUAAGAAGGUCAUACCAAGGAUCAUUUUUCUAUUUGAUUUUGAAUUUUAAGACCCCUUGAAGUAUCAAUUAAAAUAUAUAUAUAUGCAAAAGUCAAAAGAUUUAGAACACCUACUAAUUCAAGGGUUUUUCUUUAUUUUUACUAUUUUCUACAUUGUAGAAUAAUAAUGAAGACAUCAAAACUAUGAAAUAACACAUAUGGAAUCAUGUAGUAAUCAAAAAAGUGUUAAAAAAAUCAAAAUAUAUUUUAUAUUUGAGAUUCUUCAAAUAGUCACCAUUUGCCUUGAUGACAGCUUUGCACACUCUUGGCAUUCUCUCAACCAGCUUCACCUGGAAUGCUUUUCCAACAGUCUUGAAGGAGUUCCCACAUAUGCUGAGCACUUGUUGGCUGCUUUUCCUUCACACUGCGGUCCGACUCAUCCCAAACCAUCUCAAUUUGGUUGAGGUUGGGGGAUUGUGGAGGCCAGGUCAUCUGAUGCAGCACUCCAUCACUCUCCUUCUUGUUCAAAUAGCACUUACACAGCCUGUUGAAAAACAAAUGAUAGUCCCACUUAGCACAAACAGAUGGGAUGGCGUAUCGCCGCAGAAUGUUGUUGUUGUCACAACUUCCUCCGAUGCUGCCUCCUCUCCUUGUUCGGGCAGGCUUCGAUGUUCGUCGUCACCGGCCUUCUAGCCACUGCCGCUCCUCAUCUCAUCAUUCCAUUUGUUUUGUCUUGUUGAUUACACACACCUGGUUCAUAUCCCCUCAUCAGUACCUGUAAAGUGUUCCCUCUGUCCCCUUGUCUUUGUGUGUGAUUGUUUAUUGUGAGGAUAGUGAAGCUCGGUGGAGCUCCUUGUAUGGUUAUUUUCCCCAUGUGCCUUGUUGGUUCCAGUGCGCCUGUUUUGCGCACUUUACUGUUUUGACGCUUAACUGCAUACUCUGUACUCUGGAAUAAAUCAUUUUAUUCUGUGAUUUACCCAUCUUGCACCUGACUCCUUCAAAUCACCCAUCACAGUUGUAGCCAUGCUGGUUAAGUGUGUCUUGAAUUCUAAAUAAAUCACAGACAGUGUCACCAGCAAAGCACCCCCACACCAUAACACCUCCUCCUCCAUGCUUUACGGUGGAAAAUACACAUGCGGAGAUCAUCCGUUCACCCACACGCGUCUCACAAAGACACGGUGGUUGGAACCAAAAAUCUCCAAUUUGGACUCCAGACCAAAGGUCACAUUUCCACCGGUCUAAUGUCCAUUGCCAUUGUUUCUUGGCCCAAGCAAGUCUCUUCUUCUUAUUGGUGUCCUUUAGUAAUGGUUUCUUUGCAGCGAUUCGACCAUGAAGGCCUGAUUCACACAGUCUCCUCUGAACAGUUGAUGUUGAGAUGUGUCUGUUACUUGAACUCUGUGAAGCAUUCAUUUGGGCUGCAAUUUCUGAGGCUGGUAACUCUAAUGAACUUAUCCUCUGCAGCAGAGGUAACUCUGGGUCUUCCAUUCCUGUGGCGGUCCUCAUGAGAGCCAGUUUCACCAUAGCGCUUAAUGGUUUUUGCGACUACACUUGAAGAAACGUUCAAAGUUCUUGGAAUGUUCCGUAUUGACUGACCUUGAUGUCUUAAAGUAAUGAUGGAUUGUCGUUUCUCUUUGCUUAUUUGAGCUGUUCUUUACAUAAUAUGGACAUCAUCUUUUACCAAAUAAGGCUAUCUUCUGUAUACCCCCUCUAACUUGUCACAACAGAACUGAUUGGCUCAAAUGCAUUAAGAAGGAAAGAAAUUCCACAAAUUAACUUUUAAGAAGGCACACCUGUUAAUUGAAAUGCAUUCCAGGUGACUACCUCAUGAAGCUGGUUGAGAGAAUGCCAAGACUGUGUAAAGCUGUCAUCAAGGCAAAGGGUGGCUAUUUGAAGAAUUCAAAUAUAAAAUAUAUUUUGAUUUGUUUAACACAUUUUUGGUUACUACAUGAUUCCAUAUGUGUUAUUUCAUAGUUUUGAUGUCUUCACUAUUAUUCUACAAUGUAAAAAAUAGUAAAAAUAAAGAAAAACCCUUGAAUAUGAGUAGGUGUGUCCACACUUUUGAUUGGUAGUGUAUAUACUGUACAUAUUAAAAAUACAUGUAUUUUUGUCAAUUAGUAUAUUUGAGUUUAACCAUAACCAUUUGUUGUAUUAUUUGUUCUGUCUUUUCUGGUCUAUUCAACUGAAAUUUGAACAGAGUAUGCAGAAACGUUCUAUGGCUUGUUUUAAAAAUAGCGAUAUUUUGGAUAUGAUUUCAUUUUUCAAAUAACCGAAAGCGAGAGGUUGUAAUCUGAAUAAAGGGAAAAAGGCCAUUCUUGAGUAUGGGGUGAGAAAUUCUUACUAAUCUGCUAGAGAAAGUUCGGAUUUAAGUAUAACUUUUGUACACUUUUGUGGUUACUACAUGAUUCCAUAUGUGUUAUUUCAUAGUUUCGAUGUCUUCACUAUUAUUCUACAAUGUAGAAAAUAGUAAAAAUAAGAAAAACCCUUGAAUGAGUAGGUGUUCUAAAACUUUGUUCUAAUAAACUGUUUUUAGCGUAAACAAACAAAUUGAAUAACUGAUUCACUACAUGGAACAACAGACAGUACCACCCCCCCCCCCCCCCCCCCCCCCCCCCCCCCCCCCCCCCAAAAAAAGGAAGUUUGUUCUGAAGUGGCUGUCCUAUAUCUGAGAGAUAUACAGUGGGGGAAAAAAAGUAUUUAGUCAGCCACCAAUUGUGCAAGUUCUCCCACUUAAAAAGAUGAGAGAGGCCUGUAAUUUUCAUCAUAGGUACACGUCAACUAUGACAGACAGAUUGAGGAAAAAAAAUCCAGAAAAUCACAUUGUAGGAUUUUUAAUGAAUUUAUUUGCAAAUUAUGGUGGAAAAUAAGUAUUUGGUCACCUACAAACAAGAAAGAUUUCUGGCUCUCACAGACCUGUAACUUCUUCUUUAAGAGGCUCCUCUGUCCUCCACUCGUUACCUGUAUUAAUGGCACCUGUUUGAACUUGUUAUCAGUAUAAAAGACACCUGUCCACAACCUCAAACAGUCACACUCCAAACUCCACUAUGGCCAAGACCAAAGAGCUGUCAAAGGACACCAGAAACAAAAUUGUAGACCUGCACCAGGCUGGGAAGACUGAACCUGCAAUAGGUAAGCAGCUUGGUUUGAAGAAAUCAACUUUGGGAGCAAUUAUUAGGAAAUGGAAGACAUACAAGACCACUGAUAAUCUCCCUCGAUCUGGGGCUCCACGCAAGAUCUCACCCCGUGGGGUCAAAAUGAUCACAAGAACGGUGAGCAAAAAUCCCAAACCACACAGGGGGACCUAGUGAAUGACCUGCAGAGAGCUGGGACCAAAGUAACAAAGCCUACCAUCAGUAACACACUACGCCGCCAGGGACUCAAAUCCUGCAGUGCAAGACGUGUCCCCCUGCUUAAGCCAGUACAUGUCCAGGCCCGUCUGAAGUUUGCUAGAGUGCAUUUGGAUGAUCCAGAAGAGGAUUGGGAGAAUGUCAUAUGAAACCAAAAUAUAACUUUUUGGUAAAAACUCAACUCGUCGUGUUUGGAGGACAAAGAAUUCUGAGUUGCAUCCAAAGAACACCAUACCUACUGUGAAGCAUGGGGGUGGAAACAUCAUGCUUUGGGGCUGUUUUUCUGCAAAUGGACCAGGACGACUGAUCCGUGUAAAGGAAAAAAUGAAUGGGGCCAUGUAUCGUGAGAUUUUGAGUGAAAACCUCCUUCCAUCAGCAAGGGCAUUGAAGAUGAAACGUGGCUGGGUCUUUCAGCAUGACAAUGAUCCCAAACACACCGCCCGGGCAACGAAGGAGUGGCUUCGUAAGAAGCAUUUCAAGGUCCUGGAGUGGCCUAGCCAGUCUCCAGAUUUCAACCCCAUAGAAAAUCUUUGGAGGGAGUUGAAAGUCCGUGUUGCCCAGCGACAGCCCCAAAACAUCACUGCUCUAGAGGAGAUCUGCAUGGAGGAAUGGGCCAAAAUACCAGCAACAGUGUGUGAAAACCUUGUGAAGACUUACAGAAAACGUUUGACCUGUGUCAUUGCCAACAAAGGGUAUAUAACAAAGUAUUGAGAAACUUUUGUUAUUGACCAAAUACUUAUUUUCCACCAUAAUUUGCAAAUAAAUUCAUUAAAAAUCCUACAAUGUGAUUUUCUGGAUUUUUUUUUCUCAUUUUGUCUGUCAUAGUUGACGUGUACUAUGAUGAAAAUUACAGGCCUCUCUCAUCUUUUUAAGUGGGAGAACUUGCACAAUUGGUGGCUGACUAAAUACUUUUUUUCCCCACUGUAAGAGAGAUCAGGAAACAUUAUUGUUAUUAUUAUUAUUAUUAUUAUUAUUAUUAUUAUUAUUAUUAUUAUUAUAUAUAUAUUUUUACAUGUAUUUAACCCCUUAUUUUUGGCACUAAACAGUCUCUAUAUACUGUAUAGUUAGGCCUGUGGGUGCCCAAACUGUUCGGACGCUACAGACAGAAGUUGGCAGAUCGGCUGUACCAAUUUCAGACGAGUCCCAAGAUAAAUGUGGGGGUCGUAGAGCAAAAUAGUGAGCGUCAUCUUUCCAUAGAGGGUUCAUAAUUGUUUGUAGGCCAAACCGUUCGGACGCUACAGACGAUGUUGUGAGAAGACCGAUUUUCGGGAUGUCCAAUACAACACAUUACUGAGUACUACUCAUAUUUUCAAGCAUAGUGGUGUCUGUUCCAUUCCGUUUAUCUUCUUCUGUAAAUAGCCUAAAAUAAAAGCUUUGACUAUCAAUUAUCUGAUCAUUCAGCAAGUUGAUCAUUUCAAGAUUUCCUUGUCUAGCUAAGAUUCUUGAAUCCUUGGUAAAUGUACAACUUAGCUCUUUUUCAUCUGAGAAAUAUAUUUUGAAUGCAAACCAAUCAGGGUUUAGGGCUGGGCAUAGCACUAUUACAGCAACCACUUUAGUUGUUAAUGAUCUUGUCAAUGCUUUAGACACUAAAAUGAAAUGUGCUGCUUUUUUUGUGGACCUGUCAAAAGCUUUUGAUACUGUUGAUCAUGCUAUUUUAUUGAAUAAGUUGUCCUCGAUAGGCCUGAGCUCUGACGCCUGUUCAUGGUUUCAUGGUUAUCUUAGUGACAGAACUCAGGCCAUUGUGAUUAAUGGGGUUAAGUCCGAAUUUCUUGAAGUACAUAAAGGUGUUCCGCAGGGGUCGAUACUAGGACCUGUUCUUUCCACUAUUUCAAAAAACAUACGACUAAGCUUGUUCAGAAACUAAGAUUUAAAGUGGGCAUUUUUUUACAGAAACAGAUCUUGUCUCUCUCUAGUCAGCAGGACGCAGAUUGUGCAGUCAACCUUUCUACCUGUUCUUGAUUAUGAUGAUACUAUUCAUCAAACUGCAGCUGCUGUUACGCUUAAACCCUUGGAUGCCACUUUUCAUAGCGACCUUUGUUUUAUCACAGGAGACAGUUGUAUAAUUCAUCACUGUAUUCUUUACCAAAAGGUUUACUGGACCUCUGAAGUCACGUAGAUCACAUCAUCACGCUCUUUUUGUUUACCUAACAUCACUGUUAAAAUGACAAGUUAUCAAACCCGUUCACAGGGUUGGUUAACUGUAGAGACUCCUUUGGUGUCUAGAGAGUUAGGUAAAUCAGUCUUUAAUUUCCUUGUGUGGAAUGAUCUACAAUACACUUUAAAAUUGGAGGGAUUGGGGCCACUAGGGCAUUUCAGAUGGUUGUUAGGGGACCUUUUUACUGAAGAAUGUGUCUGUUUUUUAUGAUUGUGUUUUGCUUUUUGUGUAUUAAAUAUUAGAUUUAUAUUUUUUUAAACAGGGAGUCACCAUUGAGACCAGAGUCUCUUUCACAAGGGAGCCCUGCAUAUACAAUUUCAUAAGACAAGUAAAAUGCAGCACAAAAAUAUUCAAGAAAAACAAUUACAUUCCUCAAUAAGAAGGUCCCAAAUCAAUAUUUUAAAUUGCCAGAGCGGCACCAGAACAUCCAAUUGUAAUGUAUGUUGUAGUUGCUUCUAGCAAUGAGUUGCUUUAAAACUAUAAUAAUAUUUACCUAGUUCGGUGGAGACCCGGGGAAACUUAUGAGUUAACCAACAUUCUGAAUGGGUUUGGUAUCUCAUGUUUUUAUAUUUUAACUGUGAAGUUAGGUAUGUCGGAAGCUUGUGUAGUAGAGCUUUGUAAACAAAAAGGAAAUAGUGAAGUGAUCUACGGGACUUUAAUGAGGAAUAAGAGGGAACACAGGUGUGAGUGGGAUACAGAGAAUAAAAUGGUCAGUGGUGAACCCUAAGAUGAAACCAGUCCCUCUGGUUGCACUACCGCUACGGUAGACCAUACUCCAAUGGUGAUUUUAAACACAAAAUCUGAGCAGCCACUGUGGCCAUGGCCUAUGUGAUGGGAGAAGUAUGAUGGCAUGGAGCAAUCAACACAGACACACCUCAAUUUUCUUUCUUCACCAUAGCACCUAGAUGAAGGCUAGCUUUACUAAUCAAAAAUCAUAUUUGGGCUUCCUUCAUUAUCCUCUUACUCACUCAAGUGUGUGUGUGAGUGAGUGUGUGGAUGGGUGGGUGUGAACGUGUGUAUGUGUGUGUGUUAACAUGCAUGUGUGUGUGUAUUAUUAAGUGUCUGUGUGUCUUUAGCCCCAUUUAUACCUGGCAUUAACAUGCAUCCUUUGUCCUGAUCUUGUCCAUGUUCUGAUUUGUGUCUACACACAAUAUUAAAAUGUAUCUCUUAUCCGGCAUUGUGACUACAUAUCCUGGUUCCUCCCUGUAUGCAAGUUAUUUGACAGGUAUUCUUUCUAACUAAUAUUUAUUUAUUUUAAGACACAUAUUGAUGCCAUGUCAAUGGUGCUACCUGUCAAUGAUUUUAGAGUGCAGAAUAAUGAUGAUUUAAACGGUUUCACUGUCCAGAUCCAUCUACAAUUGUAAGAUAUCCAGACACAAUGUGUGCCUGACUACCUCUAGAGGUUGUCAGGAAAAUCUAAUUACAAUUGGAUCAAAAUGCGUCUUUUAAUCAUUUACACCUGUCUAAAAGUAUGGGUACAAUCAGAAUUUAGACAAGAUUAGGACAAAGGAUUCAUGUUAGCACCAGGUAUAAACAGGGCUUUUAUGUUCACAACUAUCCUUGUGAGUACCAGAGGUCCUCACACGGAGAGUAAAACAAGGGAAAUUCGGACGAGUGGGGACAUUUUGCCAUUCCCCAGGAGGAAAAAUGCUUUUUUAAGAUUAGGGGUUAGAUUUAGAAUUAAGGUUAGGAGUUAGGAUUAGGUAUAGUGUUGGGGUUUGGGGUUAAAGUUAGGCUUAGGGUUAUGGUUAGGUUAAGGGUUAAGGUUAGGGUUAGAUCUAGGGUUAGGGGUUAGGGAAAAUAGGAUCUUGGAUGGGAAUGAAUGAUUUGGUCCCCACAAGGAUAGGAAUACAAAACUGUGUGUGUGUGUGAGCUCUCUAACAGGGUGGCAUUAUAUUCGGUGGAGGAAAAGAAAGCAGUCUGUAUGCUUGCCUCCUGUGGCAAGGCCAUGUGUGGCUGAGCAGGGAGCCAGAGUCUUAGUGGGAAUUAUCCCUCCCCCGGGCCCAGGGAUAGUACAGAAUUUUUAGCCUUACAGUGGGGGAAAAAAGUAUUUAGUCAGCCACCAAUUGUGCAAGUUCUCCCACUUAAAAAGAGGAGGGAGGCCUGUAAUUUUCAUCAUAGGUACACGUCAACUAUGACAGACAAAAUGAGAAAAAAAAUUCCAGAAAAUCACAUUGUAGGAUUUUUAAUGGAUUUAUUUGCAAAUUAUGGUGGAAAAUAACAAAAGUUUCUCAAUACUUUGUUAUAUACCCUUUGUUGGCAAUGACACAGGUCAAACGUUUUCUGUAAGUCUUCACAAGGUUUUCACACACUGUUGCUGGUAUUUUGGCCCAUUCCUCCAUGCAGAUCUCCUCUAGAGCAGUGAUGUUUUGGGGCUGUCGCUGGGCAACACAGACUUUCAACACCCUCCAAAGAUUUUCUAUGGGGUUGAGAUCUGGAGACUGACUAGGCCACUCCAGGACCUUGAAAUGCUUCUUACGAAGCCACUCCUUCGUUGCCCGGGCGGUGUGUUUGGGAUCAUUGUCAUGCUGAAAGACCCAGCCACGUUUCAUCUUCAAUGCCCUUGCUGAUGGAAGGAGGUUUUCACUCAAAAUCUCACGAUACAUGGCCCAUUCAUUCUUUCUUUUACACGGAUCAGUCGUCCUGGUCCCUUUGCAGAAAAACAGCCCCAAAGCAUGAUGUUUCCACCCCCAUGCUUCACAGUAGGUAUGGUGUUCUUUGGAUGCAACUCAGCAUUCUUUGUCCUCCAAACACGACGAGUUGAGUCUUUACCAAAAAGUUAUAUUUUGGUUUCAUCUGACCAUAUGACAUUCUCCCAAUCCUCUUCUGGAUCAUCCAAAUGCACUCUAGCAAACUUCAGACGGGCCUGGACAUGUACUGGCUUAAGCAGGGGGACACGUCUGGCACUGCAGGAUUUGAGUCCCUGGCGGCGUAGUGUGUUACUGAUGGUAGGCUUUGUUACUUUGGUCCCAGCUCUCUGCAGGUCAUUCACUAGGUCCCCCCGUGUGGUUCUGGGAUUUUUGCUCACCGUUCUUGUGAUCAUUUUGACCCCACGGGGUGAGAUCUUGCGUGGAGCCCCAGAUCGAGGGAGAUUAUCAGUGGUCUUGUAUGUCUUCCAUUUCCUAAUAAUUGCUCCCACAGAUGAUUUCUUCAAACCAAGCUGCUUACCUAUUGCAGAUUCAGUCUUCCCAGCCUGGUGCAGGUCUACAAUUUAGUUUCUGGUGUCCUUUGACAGCUCUUUGGUCUUGGCCAUAGUGGAGUUUGGAGUGUGACUGUUUGAGGUUGUGGACAGGUGUAUUUUAUACUGAUAACAAGUUCAAAGAGGUGCCAUUAAUAUAGGUAACGAGUGGAGGACAGAGGAGCCUCUUAAAGAAGAAGUUACAGGUCUGUGAGAGCCAGAAAUCUUGCUUGUUUGUAGGUGACCAAAUACUUAUUUUCCACCAUAAUUUGCAAAUAAAUUCAUUAAAAAUCCUACAAUGUGAUUUUCUGGAGAGAAAAAAAAUCUCAUUUUGUCUGUCAUAGUUGACGUGUACCUAUGAUGAAAAUUACAGGCCUCUCUCAUCUUUUUAAGUGGGAGAACAUGCACAAUUGGUGGCUGACUAAAUACUUUUUUUCCCCACUGUACAUAAGAAAAGCAGCAAGACAAGACAAAAAAAUACAAAGAUUGAGUGUUAUGAGGGUGGAGGAGGACAAUCACAGUUGUGUUUCUGUGUCUCUGCAUGCGUGUGUGAAUGAGUGAGAGAGCGAUAGAUACAGUGGGGAGAACAAGUAUUUGAUACGCUGCCGAUUUUGCAGGUUUUCCUACUUACAAAGCAUGUAGAGGUCUGUAAUUUUUAUCAUAGGUACACUUCAACUGUGAGAGACGGAAUCUAAAACAAAAAUCCAGAAAAUCACAUUGUAUGAUUUUUAAGUAAUUCAUUUGUUUUUUAUUGCAUGACAUAAGUAUUUGAUACAUCAGAAAAGCAGAACUUAAUAUUUGGUACAGAAACCUUUGUUUGCAAUUACAGAGAUCAUACAUUUCCUGUAGGUCUUGACCAGGUUUGCACACACUGCAGCAGGGUUUUUGGCCCACUCAUCCAUACAGACCUUCUCCAGAUCCUUCAGGUUUCGGGGCUGUCACUGGGCAAUACGGACUUUCAGCUCCCUCCAAAGAUUUUCUAUUGGGUUCAGGUCCGGAGACUGGCUAGGCCAUUCCAGGACCUUGAGAUGCUUCUUACGGAGCCACUCCUUAGUUGCCCUGGCUGUGUGUUUCGGAUCGUUGUCAUGCUGGAAGACCCAGCCACGACCCAUCUUCAAUGCUCUUACUGAGGGAAGGAGGUUGUUGGCCAAAUCUCGCGAUACAUGGCCCCAUCCAUCCUCUCCUCAAUACGGUGCAGUCAUCCUGUCCCCUUUGCAGAAAAGCAUCCCCAAAGAAUGAUGUUUCCACCUCCAUGAUUCAUGGUUGGGAUGGUGUUCUUGGGGUUGUAGUCAUCCUUCUUCUUCCUCCAAACACGGCGAGUUGAGUUUAGACCAAAACACUCUAUUUUUGUCUCAUCAGACCACAUGACCUUCUCCCAUUCCUCCUCUGGAUCAUCCAGAUGGUCAUUGGCAAACUUCAGACAGGCCUGGACAUGCGCUGGCUUGAGCAGUGUGACCUUGCGUGCGCUGUAGGAUUUUAAUCCAUGACGGCGUAGUGUGUUACUAAUGGUUUUCUUUGAAACUGUGGUCCCAGGUCUCUUCAGGUCAUUGACCAGGUCAUGCCGUGUAGUUCUGGGCUGAUCCCUCACCUUCCUCAUGAUCAUUGAUGCCCCACGAGGUGAAAUCUUGCAUGGAGCCCCAGACUGAGGGUGAUUGACCGUCAUCUUGAACUUCCAUUUUCUAAUAAUUGCGCCAACAGUUGUUGCCUUCUCACCAAGCUGCUUGCCUAUUGUCCUGUAGCCCAUCCCAGCCUUGUGCAGGUCUACAAUUUUAUCCCUGAUGUCCUUACACAGCUCUCUGGUCUUGGCCAUUGUGGAGAGGUUGGAGUCUGUUUGAUUGAGUGUGUGGACAGGUGUCUUUAAUACAGGUAACGAGUUCAAACAGGUGCAGUUAAUACAGGUAAUGAGUGGAGAACAGGAGGGCUUCUUAAAGAAAAACUAACAGGUCUGUGAGAGCCGGAAUUAUUACUGGUUGGUAGGUGAUCAAAUACUUAUGUCAUGCAAUAAAAUGCAAAUUAAUUACCUAAAAAUCAUACAAUGUGAUUUUCUGGAUUUUUGUUUUAGAUUCCGUCUCUCACAGUUGAAGUGUACCUAUGAUAACAAUUACAGACCUCUACAUGAUUUGUAUGUAGGAAAACCUGCAAAAUCGGCAGUGUAUGAAAUACUUGUUCUCCCCACUGUAGAUAACGACAGACAGACAGACAGACAGACAGACAGACAGACAGACAGACAGACAGACAGACAGACAGACAGACAGACAGACAGACAGACAGACAGACAGACAGAUAGAUAGAAUGUGUGUGUGUGUGUUUGUCUGCAUGUGUGUGCAUGUGCAUUUUUAGCUCUGUGGACAUGCAUGCGGUACGUGUUCCCCCUACUUUUCAUCAUGGCACAGCUGAUCUGCUCUGUUGAGCAGCCCCAUAUGCCUCCCCCCUCUCUUUCACACACACACACACACACACACACACACACACACACACACACAUACACACACGCACAAGCCCUGCCUCAUUGCUUGACUGUUCCCUUGGGAAAUAGCUGUGGAUUAGUUAUUCAAUUAGGGAGGUAUUAUUGGCCUCACCCUCAGAGGACGGAGUUGAUGAUGCUGUGAUUACUCUGCUCUGCAUUCCGCUAUGGCCCCAACACUGUGUUUGUGUGUGUAUUAGUGUGUGUAGUAAUGUGUUUGCUGAGGGUGAUGUUUGUGUUGUGUGAUUAGAGAGAGUAAAAGAGAGAGAGUGUGUGUGAUUGUGAGUUUGUGUGUGUGCGUGCAUUUCUGCACCAUCGAGAGCAUAUUGACUGGUUGCAUCACCCCUUAGUAUGGCAAAAACACCAACCUCAACCACAAAGCGCUACAGAGGGUGGUGCGGACGGCCCAGUACAUCACUGCCAUCCAGGACCUCUAUAUCAGGCGGUGUCAGAGGAAGGCCUGAAAAAUUGCCAAAGACUUCUGCCACCAAAGCCAUAGACUGUUUACUCUGCUAUCAUCUGGCAAACGGUACCCGAGCACCGGCUCUCGGACAAACAGGCUCCAAGACAGCAGUAAUAUGGCUUUGGGGUAGAAGCUAAAUAGCCAUAAGAAUGCAAAAUAGUUCAUUAAAUGGUUACACGGACUAUCUGCAUUGCACUGACUAUACACACUCACAAGACUAUAUAUACGCACUAUAUACACACUCACUCACUCCACUGACACUCGUAAGCAAGCAUUUCAAGGUAAAGUCUACACCUCUUGUAUUCGGCGCAUGUGACAAAUAAUGCGUGAGAGAGAGAGAGAGAGAGAGAGAGAGAGAGAGAGAGAGAGAGAGAGAGAGAGAGAGAGAGAGAGAGAGAGAGAGAGAGAGAGAGAGAGAGAGAGAGAGAGAGAGAGAGAGAGAGAGAGAGAGAGAGAGAGAGAGAGAGAGAGAGAGAGAGAGAGAGAGAGAGCGUCUGCACAUGUGUGAGAGACAGAGUAUGUGUGUGCAUGUUUGUGUGCAUCCUUGUAUGUGUGUGUGGCUGCAAAUAAUGGAUGGAGGGAGAGAAUGAGUAGAGGGGAAUGAGUGACAUGGAGAAGGGGUGAAAAAUGGGUGUCUAUCAGAAAUCCCUGAGUGGUUUUAAAUGAACCUCCUACAGACUCUCUCUCACACACUCACACAGCCUUGCUCUGAUCUGUUGUGUGUAGAUAUUUUAACCCAGUAGAGUGUGAAUCAGAGUCAAAGAGUCAGCUCAGAUAACCCUCCAGUAACACAAUCACUCAGUUAAGCACUGAAACAUGCUGUACUGUACCGUCCACUGUACUGUAUACUGCACUGGAGUGUUUACCAUAUUGUGCAUAGCGUUAAAAGGGCAAUCUGCAGUUCAAACCACAACUUUUUCCAAAAUCAAUAGUAUACACUACAUGACCAAAAGUUUGUGAACACCUGCUUGUCGAACAUCUCAUUCCAAAAUCAUGGGCAUUAAUAUAAAGUUCGUCCCCCCUUUGCUGCUAUAACAGCCUCCACUCUUCUGGGAAGGCUUUCCACUAGAUGUUGGAACAUUGCUGCGGGGACUCGCUUCCAUUCAGCCACAAGAGCAUUAGUGAGGAUGGGCACUGAUGUUGGGUGGUUAGGCCUGGCUCGCAGUCGACGUUCCAAUUCAUACCAAAGGUGUUCAAUGGGGUUGAGGUCAGGGCUCUGUGCAGGCCAGUCAAGUUCUUCCACACCGAUUUCGAACAAACCAUUUCUGUAUGGACCUCGCUAAUGCACACGCGAGCACACACACACACACACACACACACACACACACACACACACACAGAGAGAGAGGCUGACCACUCAUACAGCAGUCUCACUCACAGAGGUAGGAGAGGUACUCUGACUAAUCAGACUACAUGGAGAGCCUCUGUGACUCGCACCUUCUUUUUUACUCAUCUCUUCAUCUUUAUCUGUAUCUGUCUGUUCAUCUUCUCUAUCUGCCACUGGAGAAAGACAGAGAGAGACUGGUGGGUUGUGAUAAAUGUGUUGUACAAAAAAAGUACAUUUUCAGCAUAAUUGGUUCAAUUAAAGUACAGAUGUAAGAAUGAAUAAAUAGGGAUAGGUCAUGUACACCUUCACAGGGCACAAGCAAAUUCACCCCGUGUUUGCACACAUGCACCCCAUCACCCACCCCAACUCCCCUACACAGACUUGCUCUCUGUGGGCUGUUGAGGUGGUGUGUGGAUGAGCUCCACUGUUUAAACUCCUGUCGUAGAGGGGUCUGGCCCUAUCUGCCCAGCGCAGCCCCACAGAUGCCCUCCUGUGUGGGGAGAGGAGAGAGGGGAGCAAGACACCCAGCCUGGAGCCUCAUCAGCUCUGUCCAGGAUACAAAUAGGUCAGUGAGGGAGAGGAGGGGCAGUGGCACACACACACACACUAGACACAGACGGCAGGAGACCCUGACAGCUGAGUUCCUCCGUCGGCCAUGAUGGGAAGGGCCAUCUGGUGUCAAUGUGGGGAAGUCAAGCACACAGACACACACACACACACACACACACACACACACACACACACACACACACACACACACACACACACACACACACACACACACACACACACUGUUUCAGGAAGGCCAGGGCCAGCACCUGAAAAGCCUGUCACAGACCUGUCAGACACUCACUGUCUGCUAACGUCCCAUCCUCCUCUUUGACACACCGUGUCAGAAUACCCAUACUUGUGUCCUAAAUAGUAGGCCAUUUGAGUAUGCGAAAAAAAUCAUGUUUUAUAAUAUGUGACAUUUCGAAAAAACUAGUAUACUUUAAAUGCCCGGAUGUCAUACUAAUUUCGGCUUUGACUUCAGCUCAUAAUCAGAUAUGAGGAUGCGCUACCAAAAUGAACGAAUAGAGGGAAACAACGUCAUCGCGAAUGACUCAUUCUCAGUAUAAGAAAAUUAAAAAUGUUAUAGUACAUGGAUUUCUGAAAAUUGAGUAUGCUUUAAAUUCCAGGAUUUUAUACUCAUUUAGGCUUUUCAUCUACUACAAUUGUAAAUGUAAUUCGGUACACAUUUUUCUGAAAUUUCACAGCCACAAUGCAUUGAAAGAGGGGAGGCUGCAAGUUUUGAGAGCUAGAUCUCUUCAAGUAAACAACUUAGAAGAUGGCGAAAAGCGAAGCUUUUGCGGUGGUGUGAAAAAUAUGUCGUUUUUGUUCUCCUUAAAAUUAUCAUUACUAUUUUGUCAUACAUCUUUAUAAACAAAUUUGCAACCUGCUACCUGACGUGCCUUGGCUAGCUACAGUUGAAGUCAGAAGUUUACAUACACUUACGCUGGAGUCAUUAAAACUUGUUUUUCAACCACUUCACAAAUUUCCUGUUAAUAAACUAGAGUUUUGGCAAGUCGGUUAGGACAUCUACUUUGUGCAUGACACAAGUAAUUUUUCAAACAAUUGUUUACAGACAGAUUAUUUCACUUAUAAUUCACUGUAUCACAAUUCAAGUGGGUCAGAAGUUUACAUACACUAAGUUGACAGUGCCUUUAAACAGCUUGGGAAAUUCCAGAAAAUGAUGUCAUGGCUUUAGAAGCUUCUGAAAGGCUAAUUGACAUAAUUUUUGUCAAUUGGAGGUGUAUCUGUGGAUGUAUUUCAAGGCCUACCUUCAAACUCAGUGCCUCUUUGCUUGACAUCAUGGGAAAAUCAAAAGAAAUCAGCCAAGACCUCAGAAAAUAUAUUGUAGACCUCCACAAGUCUGGUUCAUCUUUGGGAGCAAUUUCCAAACGCCUGAAGGUACCACGUUCAUCUGUACAAACAAUAAUACGCAAAUAUAAACACAAUGGGACCACGCCGCCGUCAUACCGCUCAGGAAGGAUAUGCGUUCUGUCUCCUAGAGAUGAACUUACUUUGGUGCGAAAACCUUAUGAAGAUGCUCUAGGAAACAGGUACAAAAGUAUCUAUAUCCACAGUCAAAUGAGUCCUAUAUCGACAUAACCUGAAAGGCUGCUCACAAGGAAGAAGCCACUGCUCCAAAACUGCCAUGAAAAAGCCAGACUACGGUUUGCAACUGCACAUGGGGACAAAGAUCGUACUUUUUGGAGAAAUGUCCUCUGGUCUGAUGAAACAAAAAUGGAACUGUUUGACCAUAAUGACCAUCGGUAUGUUUGGAGGAAAAAGGGGAAUGGCUUGCAAGCCGAAGAACACCAUCCCAACCGUGAAGCACGGGGGUGGCAGCAUCAUGCUGUGGGGGUGCUUUGCUGCAGGAGGGAUUGGUGCACUUCACAAAAUAGAUGGCAUCAUGAGGAAGGACAAUUAUGUGGAUAUAUUGAAGCAACAUCUCUAGACAUCAGUCAGGAAGUUAAAGCUUGGUCACAAAUGGGUCUUCCAAAUGGACAAUGACCCCAAGCAUACUAUCAAAAUUGUGGCAAAAUGGCUUAAGGACAACAAAGUCAAGGUAAUGGAGUGGCCAUCACAAAGCCCUGACCUCAAUCCUAUAGAAAAUGUGUGGGCAGAACUGAGUUUAAAUGUAUUUGGCUAAGGUGAAUGUAAACUUCCGACUUCAACUGUAUAUAUAUAUAUAUAUUUACCCAAAAAAUAUAUGGGGGAUUGGAAAUGAUGCAGACAAUUAAAUUGAUGGAAGCUACUAUCUAUCUGUAAUAUUAAAGCUGAUCUACCCCCUAAAAUCAAAAAUACAUCCAUAGCACCUACAGUACAAUAAAACAUAUGAAAAUGCAUAGCUCUUUGUAAACUCUUGAAACAAUCUGUUCAUUAAAAUGUAAUUCACACAGUAACAUACAUUUUCUCAACUAAAGUUUUAAUCAGUCUUCACACCUCUCCUGGCAUCAGUGACCCCAGGACUUCCGUGGGAACAUAUCUUCCUCGAGAUUGACAGAUAAGGUGUGUUUGAUCCCUGUGAUAGCCCCCAGAUUGUCUAUCAUUCAAACAAUGCCAUAAAUCGUGAAUGAGUCAUCAUGCUGGGCCUGAGUGCCAGCAUGUCGCUAGACGUAUCUUCGUCACUGGCCUUCAUCAUCGUUCACAUUUGUUCAUUCUAUUUUCAAUUACAGUUGGGUAGGGAAAAGUUUUUCACUGUCUGUAAACAUUCACACCCUCACCGUGGCUAGCUCUGGGAGCAUGAUAUUGAAGGCUUUUCAGCCUUGAAAUGUGGCAAUGUAGAACUAAUUUCUAAAUAUGUCUUUCUUUUAGUAAAGAAGAUGUGGAUGAGUCAGAGUAACCAAACACCUUCACAGCAGCUGUUGUACCCCCACCGCUCUCCCUCCUCAAGCGAACACCUCAUCUGCUCCUCCACAAUCAAACACAUCCUCUUCUCCUGUUCAACCCAGCACCUUCCUGCUCCUCUUCAACCCAGCACCUCCACAACACCAGCAAGGAGAAGGUCUGCCUCACCUUCUCAGAGGUCCCAUUCU
This is a messenger RNA of Coregonus sp. 'balchen', 49527 nucleotides long. Lineage: Eukaryota; Metazoa; Chordata; Actinopteri; Salmoniformes; Salmonidae. The record is from the annotation of a GenBank genome assembly.